Cinara cedri is the source of this 54148-nucleotide messenger RNA. NCBI's taxonomy places the organism in Eukaryota, Metazoa, Arthropoda, Insecta, Hemiptera, Aphididae. The record is from the annotation of a GenBank genome assembly.
AUGAGUGAAAAAGUGAAAAUUAUUCGCACCAUCGAAACCCGUCACAACGUCAGUAUCAGUAACAUCUGACCUCGUUGUUAAACUUGUCCUCUUGGACGAGUUAUUUAUUAUUAUUAUUUUUUUUUUUUCCUAACCAUACGAUUAAAUACGCACCAUCGUUAUUACCCGUAAACGGGCACUCGGAUGACGGGCGAAUGGCUCUUGCGGUAGACGGUGCGCGCAACAAUAUUCUCGUCGCGUCCCGGCGUUUCUCGUAAACCUAAACGCGAUAGCAAAUAUUAUUUCGAUUCGUCUGAUUUAUACGAUGUUACGAUGUCACGAUUGCCGACGACGGUACGGCCGUGCUCGCGACGGACGUCUUUUCUCGUGCCGUACACGUGCGAUACGCGUACACGGCCGGAGACUCGUUUCCGCAUUGUCUCGCGCUCGCCCCGCAGACACGUUGCAGUUGCGGCCCGCGCAAAACAACGCGCGCCCGAUCGGUCCGCGGGCGGAAAAUUCAAUUUUCUCCGGCGGCGCGACCUCUUCAAACCCGUACCGCGCGUACUGGCGCGUCGAAAUAUUGUAAUAUCGAUCCUCAUCCCCCGCACGGUGGUGACGGCUGGCACACCACGGGCGAAACAAAGGACCGACGUUAAGACGAUAUUGUCAUUGCGACGCGCGCCUUUGUAUACGUAUUACGCAUACAUAUUAAUUCGUUCGGCAAACAAUACGAAUGUUGUUAGGCGCAAUAUUAUUAUACUCGUUCGUUAAACGCGUAACCCGAAAACGGAACGUUUUUAGAAUAUUAUAACUUCGGAACGUUUAAACGGAAAAAAACGUGUCUCGCGUCGCCGGCGCAACGGGGUCGACGAACGAUCGCCGGGACGGAUUUCCCGGGAAAUGUCCCCCCGAAAAUAUAAAUUCAUGCCUGAAGUAGUCAAGUAUAGAGACCGAGUGACAAAAGCCCCACAAUCACGCGCGAACAGGUGCACACCGGGAAAAUACCCGAAUUUUCCGAUAGGCUUAUCCGCCACCGAGUGGCGGUAACUAUGUAGGACCGUUUUUCGUGCGGGUUGACGUUUAAGAGGUUCACCGGAUGACCUCAAACGGAAAAAUCGGGUUACUAAAACCGCUCUCGCAAUAAUGCGUAUUGCCGAAACACGCGAUCCGAAGUCAGUACGUGUCCCGAUAGAUUUUUGUGAUAAAAAUGAUAAAACAUAUAUUUAGAAAAACUUUCCGGGGUAAUGUGUUAUCCGCAUCGCCACCCGCGCGCCGAAGUUUCGCCACUGCUUUGACGGGAAUAAUUGAGGAAGCGUUAAACAUUUUAUUCGGACAAUUUUCGAAUUCAAUAUCGGUCUCGGUAUUCGAAAACCACUACGCGUAUACUCGUGGCCCGCCCGAGAUCCUCGGUGGAUAUUUCGAUUUCGGCUUUUACCCCCGGUGCGCGGACGCAUAAUAUAUUUUAUGAGACGAAAACGUAAAAGACCCGGUGAUUUCGUCUCGUACGAACAGUGUAAAUGCAUACAAUAACGUAACAUCUCCGGAACAAAUUGCGCGUAGCCAAUGUUAUCAUCUGCGUUAUUAUUCUAGACUUUCGAACGUUGAAUUGAUUUGAAAAAUAAAAACGGAAACGAACUCGUAUGAAAUAAUGUUGCGCGUAGGAAGCGUAGAUUUUGUUUAAAUCGGAUGUACCGCGAUUGCCGAACACCGCCGUCCGCCGCCGCAUUGCCAGUACCGCGGUCGCGCGUUUUACGCGAUAACCCCCGCGUGCGAACAUCGUUUAAAAAAAUCGCCGUUUCUCGGUGACAACGCGUCGCGCGCUUCAGAAUUUCACGCGGCUACGGGUAGGUGAACCGGUAAUAACAAUAAUAACAAUAAUAUUUACGGGCGAUUCGAGUAGGAACCGAUCGGGCGUCCGAUUUCGCGGCUCAUUCCGCACUCGACGGCCGUCGCGCAGUACGAUAACUACAGCCGCCCAACAAGCGUUACGAGCCCGGUGUGUGUAACGAUAAUUGUCCGGUACUCGCGAUGUCAUCUCGACGCGGAAUCGCGUUUAUCGCUACUUGCUGCGGGUGUCCGCGGCACCACCGCGCUGUACCGCGGACGGGGCCAAACGCGGACGCCCCCGGAUGGUGGAUGGGAUGGGGGGGGGCGAGACGGGGCAACGAAAAAAACAUCGCUUCCGUUAUUCCGUUUCAAACCCGCGUGCGCCAUAAACUAAAUAACACCGUAAAAAGAUCGUUCUGAUAUCCGGGUCGAUAUCAUUUUUUUUUUUUUUUAAAGAUGGAAGGAGGGGGGCUCAGAAUAAUAAUUCGUUAAUUUUUCAACGAUUUUAAAGAGCGCUGUGAACGAUUUCGGGCACUGCGCUUACUCAUCCCUCCCGCGUACCUCCGCCUGUAAACACAAAUAGCCGGGCGACCAAUUGCCAUUUUAAAUCAAAAAAAUCGACGUAAUAAUUCCGGGCGGUGGGCACACUUAAACGUCUGUGGAAAUCAGACGGGUACACCGAAAUUACACAGCUCUUUAAUUUUGUACGCAUAACAUUGUGUUCUAUCAAAAGCAGGUGAUGCGUACGUGAUUAAUAGGCGAAAUAGCGUUUUUUUUUUUCGUGCCCGUCUGAAAAAACAUCCGUCUUCUUGAAUACGACUCCGGUGAAAUAAUAUCUCCUGAACGCGUGUAACGUAUGCAUUUCUCAGAUGAUUUUGUACGGGUGGUAGUACCAGUCCUGAGGUUAUUACCUGCCCUAAGGUAAAUCUCCCUGAAAAUCCGUCACGAUGGCGUAGGUAUGUUUUCGGUUGUAUUGAUUACUCGGAUAAUCAAUAACUGUAAUAAUAUACGGUAUAUAUUCAUAUUUAGGUAGACGUAAAUAUUAAAAAAAAAAAAAAAAAAACAAUGUAAAAUAUAAGUAUGGUUAUUUGUAGGAUCCUGAUUUCACCGCAAUGCACUUUCCGCUGUUUAAAAACAGCGCGUUCCAAUUACAUAAUUCCAUUCGUUUAACAACGAUAAUAAUUCAAAAAUGACAUUUUUCUUUUUUUUUUUUAACGGAUUUUUUUCAGAAAAUUCAAAUCCAAUUCCUAGUUUAUUAUAUUAUUGUUAUUGAUGCAUUUUUUAUUUGGUCCUGUAUUCGUAUUCAUGUAUUAAUUUAUUACGAUCCUAUACUGAAUGCUGUCAAAAUUAUGUUUUCAGAUUGUUUAAUUUAUAGGUCUGGAUAUUCUCGUCACAUAAACGGCUACCUAUAUAUAGAUAAGGAUAACGUCCGUCCAGCAACGAUGAGAGCUACAAAAAAGUCUACAUCGUAUUGUAACAGCUGAUAACUAUCAUAAAUACAACAGGUAAGAACACAAUAUUACGACGUGUAACGAUUGAUUUUAUCCGUUCGAACUGUUCGCGGUUUUAAAAUACAUGGUGUGUGCUUCUUUUGCUGUCUGUUGACAACUUUUCUACCAGAAAUCUUGCAAAAACCAAAAAAAUGACAAAAACCUUUUUAGUAGCAUUUCCAAUCUAGUUGACGCAUUGACAGAGUGAGUUUCCGACCAUUUUUCUUGAUAAAUGAGAAAAAACGGGGAGAUUUUACGGUGUUAUUGCCGCAAAAUGUCUUUCGCUGCUUUACGGUUUUUUUGCGGAUAAAACCGUUUCGGCCGAACAUAAAUGUUUGCAAAUUGAACGCGAUAUCCGUUAUAAUACUCGUAAUUAGCGUGGGGGAGGGCGAAGGGGAAAUUAGCGUAGCGCAGUGUUUUUUUUUUAUCGUUUCGAGUCCGAAUUCCGUUGAAAACCGUGAAAGUUACGGCAUUUCAAAAUACGCAUUUCGUUGCGUGUUACAAUCGAACGUCGCUUGGAAUCGUGUUUCGUCAGCGCCGGCCGCUAUUGUUCAGUACGGAUACAAACUAAAUAGCGCCGUGUUUCCUGGCUUCCGAACUUUUCACCCGGGCGCGCAACAGUGGCACGUCCGCCCGGCGGUAUGGGUUGUUUUAUUUUUUUUUAAAUUUUUUUUUUUCCCCGGUCUCGGUUUCGCCGCGUACCGAUCCCGCGACCGGCGGCGAAUCCUGACCGGUACGUCCGCACCGCGGCGCGACCGAUUGACUCGGCAACGACGUCGUUUCGUCGGUUUGCCGCCGAACGCCGUGUCGUAGACGCCGCACUAACUGUGCGCCGGCGUUCUCGCGCGGUCCGAACGUCGAGUUUUGAUCGCGCCGCGCCGUGUUACCGUUGGUGUCAUUGGCGCGCGGUGGAAUUUCGGGACGCGCGGUACCGAACGGUUCACGUGGACGGCGCGCGCGGCGGCCGCGGGCCGGGGCGGACUUAAACGGGACACGCGGCAGACGAACCGAACGGGUACACUACGAAGGGACACUCGAAAUGUCGUUUUCGUCGAACGGAACGGGUUCGCGCGAACCGCCGGAAAUUCGCCGUCGCGCGCGCCGGUCGAAAUAUCGUUUUUCGCAACGCGCUGCCGUGCGUUGUCACGACGCCCGUUCGGUACGCCGUCUCGCGGGAUUUUCGUUUAAACACGACGCGUAAUCUAUUAGAAAAUUACUGAACAAAAUGUACACAAAAAAAAAAAAAAAAAAAAAAAAGGGCCUCCGGACGCAAAAUACGGCGGCGAUAUUACGGUCGCCACCGGCGGGCCCCGUCUCCUUCGCACGCAUUCCGCGGCGCGGUGUCCCAAAGUGGUCCGAUUACUUACACACCCGCAUUAUGUUAUUGUACGCCGGCGGCGGGCCGUCUGACAAGUUAAUAGCUCCGCGCGGCGAUUGUCCGCCGGAGUGAUGGGCCAGAAAUCGUUGUUAUUAUAUUUAAAUUGACGUCCGGCGGAAAGAGAAAAAAAAAAAAAAAAAAAAAAAAGAAAAAAACCAAUUUUAAUUUAUCAUACAUGCGGCCGCCGGCAAGGUCGGAGUGAAAAUUUCCCAUCGAGUUUCCAGUGUCCAGAUCCGAACGAGGGCGAUUCUCGCUCGUCGACGCACGCCGCCGUCGCCAUUCCGGUCGAACAUUAAUCCCGGUGAACGCGUCGGUUAUCGUUUGUUACCGUACGACCGGGCGUGACAGUACAGGGUGUUCGAGGUGUGUGGUAUACGGGAUUUAGCGUGCCCGCCGGACGUACACUCCGCCCCCCCGGUCACUCUUAUUGCGUUCGGUUUUCACCACGCGCGCGCGGUACACCAACACGUACAACCGUAAACUUUUCGUAACCCGUACGCUCGUACGGAGGAGAACAUUGCCGAACGUUUUUUUUUUUUUUUUUUUUAUUUUCUCCUCUCCGAACAAUUCGUUUUCCCCCAGAGUGCCGCCGAGUGCCGAAGAACGCACGCGCGUACAGGUACGUUUACAUUUUUAAACGAUUUCGAUUUUUUUUUUUUUUUUCAUCUUACGCCCGGAUCCUCUCGGAUUAUAAUAACGGAUGAUUGUUAGGUAUUGUUUUGUAAUCCCGGUAAUUUCAUAAUAGCGGUUAGAAAAAAAUAAUAAUAAUAAUAAUAACAACGCCGACGCGGUAACUGUGUUAUAGCCAUUUAACGGUGUAACCGAAACGGCUACUACGGGUACGGGCGCAGGUGCACGGUUUUAUCAGUAAAAAAAAAAAAAAACGAUCGGGCGGCGCAGAUGUCGGACGAUUAAAAUCACGGGCAGUUGAGAUUUUCCCGCCGCGAAAUUUGCGCCGUUUUCGAAUUGCCCGCGCGGUUUUUAUUUGUUUUCUUCUAAAUAUUAGAUUCCGCGAAAAACUUCUCUCCCGGAAGUACUCUGUGUUUUUUGUUUUGAUUUUACGAUUCACACUUUUCGUAACGUUCGCUCGGGCCAACCCGAAUUGAAUAUUUUAAACACGACCACAACGCAUUCUUUCCGCGCACGCCCGAAUCUCAAUAUUGUCGUUUGAAAAAUGUACUGUCGCAAACCCCCAUCCCUCCCGCACGCAACUCGGUUGUCGACCGACAUCGCUGUUUUUUUGUUUUUGGCACGCGUGCCGCCGAAACGGUCAACACUGUCCCUCCGUACACGAAACCGCGUCGUCGCACCCGUAAACUGGUUGAAUUAACGCGGCCGCAUUAACGACGCGGCUGUUCGAUCGUUCAAAACUAUUGCGGGGUGCACUCCGUUCGGGUGUAUGAAAAAAAAAAAAAACGACGCGCGCGAUAUUCCGGACACGGCCGAUAAUUCACGGCACUGCGGAGUGCGACGUGCCGACCCCGUUCGUCACGGCGCGCCGGCAGUCGAUCCGGACGGGUCGUGCCCGCGGUCGAUUAAUUUCGAUUUCCGAAAAAAAAAAGGACGUCCCGCUAAACGCGCGCGUCCGGAUUAAAAACGCACGGACGCAAACUGUUCGAUUCGCGCGCGAAUGAGCGCCGGGCCGGGACGCGCGCGUACGGGGUCGGUUUUAUUUACCCCGGCGCUACGCUUACUUCCGCGCGUCUGUCCGGACGGAAAUUUUUUUUUUUGUUUUUUAUUGUAAAAUAUAAACAUAAAUAACAUAAUCACACAACAAGCCGUUUACAAUAAAAUGAAAAUACCUACCUCCCUCGAGCGCAAUGCUUGUGAUGGCGGUGGAGUGUUGCAUUGCGUGACAACGAAAAUACGCACUAAAAUAAACGGAUUGAAUUCAAAAGAACGAGAUGGAACAAAACCAGACGUACGACGAAAUGCAUAAGAUAAUUCAAACAGUUUAACACGCUGUAACAUAUAGUCAAUAAUUAUAGUUUGAAUCGUUUUAUACGAUUGGUGAAAAUAACCGUCAGUCAACACGGUUGUUUCAUUGAAUAUUCGAGUACAACUGAUAUAUUUGGUCGCGUACGUUAUGAUGUGUCCGUUAUACGCGAUUCGGCUGUUAUUUUUUAUUAUUAUUAUUAUUAUUUUUUUUUUUUUUUCCCAAUAUACUAGUAAAUAAUUUCAUAAUUACAGGUGCGCGUUAGUCGGUAGGAUUACGUAGCCGCAAGCCGCGAUGGUCGUGGACGCGUUGUUUUUUUCUAUUAUGGGAGUUUCGGGAAAAACAGAAGAAGAAAAAAACAAACCAGAGAAUCCGUUGAUUGUGUAAUAAUGUAAAUCAAAUUAAAACUUCUAUACGGCCGUGUUCAAAUUAUAUGCAUACAACGGUUUUUCGUAAUAUUUUCUUGCGGCCUUUUUUUUUUUUUUUAGCAACAAGUUAUUUUUUUAGAUUUUAAACGAGGAACAUAUUGGGUUGCUACGACGUGUGAAUGCGUGUGUGAAUGGUAUUUUAUUUAUGUGUGUCUGGAAACAACAACUUUUCUAUCGAAAAUCUCGCUCCAUGGGAAAACCUGGAAAUGUUUUGCAUCAUUUUUGUUGAUUUCUGGGUUUUCGUGACAACAAGGGAAAAAUAUGACUAAUAAUAUUUUGCGAUAGUAAUGGUUUAUCGUUGCGUAAAUAUACAAAUUUAAUUACUCUAUAUUAUUAUGUCCUCUCUUCCGACUUCCCUCCAAAAAUAUUGGUAUGCCCAUAAGCAUAUCAGCCUUUUUUUAAAUGUAAUAUUUCGAUUAGUUAUAUCAUUUUUAACGGUCACUAGAAAACUAAAUCGGAUUUAACGUAGGCGAUUCACAUAGUUAAUAAUUUAUAUUAAAUAAAUUGUUAUGAAAUAAAGGCAAAUGUAUUACAGUAAUUAAUUUGGAUUGUUCAACUUUCUACCGUAAGCGUUUUUUUGUUUUUUUUUUUUUUUUUUUUUUUUUUUUUAUCUUUAAUUAAAAUAUUGAAACUGGCGAAUCGGUAAAGUUAUUUAAUUUAAAAAAUGUAGGUACCUAGAGAUCUGCGCGAGAAGUGUUUGAAACAGAUUGACACGCGAAUUUCCUUCCCCUACCGUGGCCAAUUAUGACCUGAUUAACAUCGGAUUCGAGUUAAUAAGAUGACAAUACAGUAUUGCGCUAAAGGCUCAGUUUCUAAUUUUCGAAUAUAAAAAAAAAAAUAAAAACCUUAUACAAUAUUUUGAUUUUAACUUUUGUUUUAAAUCGUCGCAUACGGCGCUAUGAGCGGUUUUUCUGAGGCCAACACACAGACCAUAAUAUCACAGCGUGUUAUUUUCAUUAUCGUAUUAUCUUGAACGGUGCUGGGGCAUCUCCGGGCGAUCAUUCACAGACAUCUUCUUCUGCUGCAGCUAUACAGCCACCGUUGCCGGUUAUACUCGUUUUUCAAAUCAGAUUAUAGACCAAUUGAUAAAUGUUACCACACUAACUCGCUUGUCGUUUUACAAUAUGAAAGCCCCUCUAGAUUAGAAAAUAAAUUAACGAGUUGUCUAUUCCUGUCGAAAUCUCAAUCAUAAAAUUUCGCCGAGACAAUAAUGUUUGCAACAGUAGAAAAUUAUCAUAAAAGCGCAUUAAACCUAACGAUCAAUAAUACUUACGAAAUAUUCGAGUUGAAUCGAAGCAGAACACAUUUUUCUUUUUUUUUUUUUCUUUUUUUUUUUUUUGUAUUAAUAAACGUAAAUGUAUAGAAAUCGAAUUUGAAUAUUUUUCCAACAUCUGUAUGAUAUUAAAAUUAGUGGGUAUUUUGUUAAAGUUAACACAACGCAGAUGUUAAAAAACCUACGUUCUCCGUAAUUAUAUUUACAUCAUGAUGUCAAACAGCAUUUUCCGAAUUAAACAUUCUCAGUUGGAAUUCUUCUUUAGUUUUUUAAUACCGUUUAAAAUAAAUCCGUAACAAAAUUGGAAAAAUCUAAUUAAUCAUAAAACUUUGAUACAAAUUAAGUAGAACGAGUUCCUAUAUUAUGUAUACAUACGUGCCUGUCUAUUUCAUAAAACCAGUUUUUUAACGGAUUUUGACGAAAGUCAAAUACUUAGAUAUAUUUGAAAAUAUUUACAUGUUUUAACACGCAAACAUAAACAAAAAUACUAGUUCACAGUUCACAAAACUAAUUCAGUUUUAGAAUUAAUAAUAAUUGAGUAAUUAGAUGAAGGAAUUAAUUAUCAAUAACAGUUUAGCUUUUUAGGUUUUUUUUAUUUUGUUGAAAAUCGAUAUACAAGCACAUUACUUAUUCAGCGUACAUUUAAUAAAAAAAUAUUAAGAUAGAUUACUAUGUACGCGUAAUCGAAUACGUUUUAAUCGACAGAUAUGUUUCUUUUAUUGUAUACAUUUAAGAAAAAUGUCGCCUGUGCGUCGCGCCAUGGAUAGGUGGUUAAGAGUGUAGGGUAUGGUGGAAUUUGUUUAACACACAAAAAUCAGAAAAUAUCAUUGCAAUGAAACAAUAAUUCUGUUGAUAAACUAGUAAGAUAAUUAAUCAAGAUUUUUCCCCCAAUGUCAUGAUGAUAACCGUGCAGAAUUGAAAACAAAUAAACUCGAUGCAUUGCCAUUUUUGUGGUCAGUUUUCUUUUUACAUUUAUUAGAAAAACCGUUGCGAAUCGAAAAAAAUUGUUUCCAUAUAAAGCGGAAAAUCCUCAUCCUUUAUGGGAUACCAUGGAAAGAUUUGAGCAUUUUUGAGGGAUUUUCGAGUGAGAAAGGCGCGCGUUUUAUGUAAAACUAUUAAUAACUAGAUCUACUCGGAACGUAAAAUAAAAUCAUUAUUAGGUAUUCGCACAGUCCUGAUUAGUUAACUCAUUACCAUUAUUCUUACACAAAAUCAUCAUCUUUAAUCUGUUAUUGUUUAAUAAAAUUGUCUAAUCGACAAAAUGAACGAUAUUAUAUUAUAGAUAAUCGUUUAAUUUUUCCAAAAUUUAAAUACCCUCUACUCUACGAAAUUAAAUUACGUCUCUUAAGAUUUUUUGCAAGCUCGUACAUUAUACUACCCGUCGUGCUAGUCACAAAAAAAAAUACCCUAAUAUAUACGACGUUAUUAAUUUAUUAUACAAAACAGGAGUAGGUAGAUAGCUUCUUUUUUUUUUUUUUUUAUGAGUUUUAUGAUAAUCGUUCUGGUUCCUUGCACCGGCGGUGGCAAAGCCAUUCCUUGUCUUUUUUUUCCAUCAAUACCCGUUUCCACCAAAAUUGACCUCCCCUUUUUUUUCACCGAUACACGUUUCUCCAAAAGAAAUAUAAAUAAUCGAUAAAACGAUAUAAUAAUAUGAGUAUUUUUCGACGAAUGUUUAAAAAAAAAAAAAAUUAAUUUUUAGUUAGAGUACCCUGUGCACGGUGCGUAGUACGCGAAAUAUUAUUAUGUUGUUUUUUCCUACCUUUAAUUAUAAUCACGCAGGUUAUUAAAAAAAAAAAAAAAAAAACCUAAAAAAUUAACAAUUUCCAUACGAACAUUUUUCGCUUCGUUUAAAUUCCGUAUGAACAAAAAAUUGCAUGGUCGAAAACUGUACGCAUAUUACAAACUAAUAGACACGCACAUAUUGUAGUCAUCGACAUUAUUAAUCAAGCUUACGUAUAUUUUUAAUUAAUUAAAUUGUUAUUUAAAAAAUGAAAAUAUUCCAUAAUCUAUAGUAAUGAACACGAGGGAUCAGUUAUUAAAAAAAAAAAAAAACCCAACUGUAUAGUCAUACGGGGUGAUAUCACGAACCAGCGAUAAUCUCGGAGGAUUUUCAAUGAAUCUGAUUUCUGUUUUUCUUUUCCAAUCGUUAUGGACGCUACGGAAUCGUUUAAGCUUUGUCUCGAUACUUUUUUCAAUUUUUCACCCUUAAUUUUUAUACUUGAAAUGAGUAUACGCUUCAUUUUCAAAUAUCAACCCCCAUUUGAACACAGAUUUAAAUAGAGAACAUUGUCUACAGUUUUUGACAUGGUCUUUGCUAUAAUAUCGGAUUUACCGUUUAUGAGUUACAAUAGUUUAGAGUACACGAUUAAUGGCCGUCAAUUACGUUUAUACCCUACCCGGCCCUCGGACGUCUGUUACCGGUUGAGCUAAAGACUAUACGCGCGUUGUUAUUUUGGUUCGGUUUGCCUCCAAUAAACGAGGCUGGAGGACGACGGUUGGACAGUAAUGUGACGAGCGUUCCCUCUCGUCGCCUGCUAUACGAAAAGAUAAAAUAAAAAAAAGGUUAGCUUAAUAAAUUCUAUUUAAAGUAUUAACGAUACAAUUUACAAUUGCAAUUUCUUGCUUUUACAAUUUUUAUCGCCAAUCGCGAUCAUAAUAAUAUCAGCGUUGAACGUAAUCUGAUUUUGUGAAUCGCGACUAUGAAUUUUAAUUCCCACUCCUUCCCCCCUCGUUUUUUUCGUCUAGUAGAAAUAUUCUUAAUAAACAACCGACGUGUUAUGAUAAACACGAUGCUAUAACACUGUAACUACUAAAAUAAUAGUGAGGUAUACCACUUUGAAAAAAAUGGUCACACAAACAGUAGGGGCAGUACGAUUUUGUCUGGAUUCAUUUCGGGAGUCUGUACAUAGGGGUGUGCAAAGCCGAAGUGAAACGCAGUGAAAUUGUUAUAUUAAUCGCUUCAAUCCGCCUAUGUAUAACAAAAAAAAAAAAACUCCGAUUCCCGGACUUAAGCUUAUUCGAUCCGCAGAGUGCCGUUAGAAUAACGGGCACUGAAACCCCUAACCCCCCGUCGGCACCCACAGUAAUUUCCGCUUUGAAACAAUGCCGUAGCGCGGACGUUCGCGCGAGAUUUCGGACCUUCGAAAAUCAUAAAUCCGUCAACGCAAACACUCGGAAUUUUUUUCGUUUUUUAUUUCUUUUCGUCGGUCGUCGCGGUCGCGCGCUGUUAUAAUAAUGGCACGCGUAACUAUUUAUUUGAUGUACGUCAUUUUUCCGCUAUGCCCACAUUCGUAUAUGCGUCGCGAUUCCGAAACGAUUCUUUCGCGCGGUAACGUACUCGGCCCGGAAGAUUACACACACACACACACACACACUUACAAACACACGCACACGUACAAACACACGCACACUCAUCGCUCGUCGCCGUGUACUACUUAUUAUCGCCGAUCCUCUCGGCGUGAAUUCGCGUUUAUCGGACAUCACGUGUAACUAGUGCGGGUAAACGAUACGUUUCCGGACGACGACGAAUCCGGUCCGCGAGUAUUUAGGUAUGCAGCGCUGCUUCGACCGCGCGUGUAGACGUCGUCAUCGUCGUCGUCGUCGUCGUAAACUUCCUAGUAUUCUAACCGUCUCGAGUGGGGAGGGGGGAAUAGUAGCAGUAUAAGUAAUCAUAAAAAGGUCGGUCCGGCCAGCGUAUAAUAUACUCGUAAUAAUAAUAUUCGCUGGCGCGGUAAAAAAAAAAAAAACGGUUACCCAGACGAAAAACCGGUCCGGUAAAUUUGUGUCAUAAGGGCAACGUCGCCGCGCGUCACGCGCAACGCGGUCCGCCGUGCGGCGUACGAUAAUUUCGCGUGAUAACAACAACGUUUUCAUUUAUUUAUUUAUUCAUUUUUUUUUUUUUUUUUUUUUUUUCCUUUCCCGCCCAAUUUUUUUUUCUUUUUUUUUUUUUUUUUUUUUUUUUUUUUUUUUGUUUUCCUUUCCCGUCCAAUAUUAUUAUCGUUCUUUUUUUUAUUUUUAUUUUUUUUUUUUUUUCCCCGGCAUUUCGUGUUAUUCCGCAUAAGGGCACGCGCGCGGUACCGCCCGGAAUCCAACGGGAACCGAUAGACGUCCGCGGAUGACGUAUAAUAUCUCCGAUAAUAAUAAUAACAACGGUAAUAACAUUAUACGGUUCCGAAAACGGCGUUACGAGAGUGGAUAUUACGCGCGAGAGGCCGUGAUGUACGGCCGUAAUGAAACAAACGUGUACGGCGGCCACGCGUAUACGCAUACGAAUUACACGGAUUACGGCGGUCAAAACCGCAAAAAAAAAUAGAAAAAAAAAAAACCGUAAUCGAUUUAUUAUUAUUGUUAUUAUAACAACGAUCGUGAUAACAUCGUUACGAUUUCGGCGUACCGAACGAAUUAAUUUACGAACGAAAUUAUUUAACGCCCGGGCGCCGCCGCCGGUAUAACCUCGUAAAAUCUUUCCCGCGAAAAUCUCGCGUAUUCUUCCGUCCGCCGUUCGCGCAAUCCGCCGACAUACCCGAGACGUCCGCGUUUUAUUUCAAAUGAAAAUCGAAAUCCCCCUGUUUCAAAAGAAUUUCAUCGUCUUCUCCUCCUUCGUUCCAAUUACUCGGGGUCAGCCCCCCCCCUCGUCCUGAGCUUCUCGUCUCGCAUACGCCGAGGAUGUUCUCAUACGCAUUCAACCACAUAUUUCUCGGUCUUUCUCACCCUCCACCCCUUAUUUUCUUCUGCUUUUAUUUCCGUUGCAAUGCUUACCACUUCAGAUUCUUCACUCCCCGCAGGACACGCCCAAACCAUUUCGGUCUAUUUUCUCUCAUUUUGUCUACUAUCGGAGCCACGCCUCGUACGCCAUAAGCUACGUCGUAUGCACUCAUCGCUUAUCCUAUCUCCUCUCGUCACUCCGCUCGUCCACCUGAUCGUUCCCAUAGUCUCAUUUAGAACUGCCCAUACUGUUUGACAGAAUUUUACAUCGGCCGUCGACCUGACGCAACUCGAUUUGUCACCUCUUAUACGACAUGUUUAUAGGUACCGUGGGAGCAUUCUGCUCCCCUACCGCAUGGAAAUGCGUAUUGCCAAGUAUAACGCGAAUUGUUCCACCCUACAAAAAUAAUGUCAUUUAACACAACGCGCCUCGAAAAAAUUUCGAAUAAAAAUUCUCAUUCGUCGAAAAGCUUUACUGCAUAUUAUUAUGUUGAGUCCCGAGUUUGGCUUCAAAAUCGAAUUAUAAUUCAAGUGUCACGGUGUCAGCAAAAUAAUUCCAUUAAUAAUAUGUUAUAUUGUAUUCAUACAUUGAGAUAUUAUAAUUCAAUUGAAUGAAAACGAAGAUACAAUAUGAUACGAGGAUAAUAAUAGCGAUGAAAUAUUAUAAUUAUGGAUCAACCCUCGACAUUGGUUAGUCUAAACUUUUGAUUUCCUGAAAAAUUGUAUUUUUCGGAUCGUGACCAGUUAACUCUGUUGCGCUGUCGGCGUGGAUUGCAAAAUGAAUUGUCAGCUUUUUUCCGACGAAUUUUCAUAUUUUCCGCGUUUUCGUCUAUACCUGCGUAUGCAGCAGCACGACGAGCACGUUUUCAAUUUCGAAACAAAAUAUUAGAAAAUUACCCAAAAUUACCCAUUCAUUUCCCCCACCCCAUUUCCUCUUUAACGUAUUUGUACGUAGUGUUAGCUAUCGUAUUUGGAAAGCCUAGCCUUUCGACCCGAAUAUUCGUCAACCGCAAAUUGCGCAUAGUGCUCGUCAUUUUCGGUAAAACUUUCGAACUGAUAUAUUUAUCCGAACUUUGUACCCGGCAAAAUGAUAAUGUGUAAUUAGAAUUCUCGCGGAAGAUUUAAACGUUUUUAUUAUAAUUUUUGUUUCACAAAAACGUCUGCAACGAGUUAUUUGUUUUUGAAAAACACCCGCUACACACCGUUUGAAUAUUUUCCCGGGUCCCUGCAGCGUAACUUUAUACAUAAAAAAAAAAAAAAAUAAUAAUAAUAAUAAUAAAAAACGGUUGAAAACUAUCCCCUUCACUCACGCGUUUACCGUCUUUACCGCGAAAACCGUCGGAUCAAUGGAAAAAUGCGGUGGGCCCGUUUCCGUAAAAAUGACACCACAUACCUAACAAACUAAUUUACAGACGAAAAUAACGUCCCGUGACGCGUGAGACCGUUGUAUAGUAUCGCGUAAUCUUUAAACCAACCGAAUAAUAUGACGUGUUUCGUGGCGGCCACCUCGUAAUCAUAAUAUUAUCAUCCGCUAUUAUUUUUUUUUCGGAUCUCUCAUUUUUUACGGGCGUCGCGCACGAUCGUUAAUAUCCGAACGAGCAAUGAAAAAACGAAUCGUACAUGUUACCGGCACAGUUUUCCAGACGAAUCGUAGACGUAGUCUCGGAUCCGCGCCUGAAAAGACAAUAUUCCGUACCGAUAAUGUCACGCCGACACAGAUUUCGCGCGUACAAUCAAUAAACCCGUUGAGAAACGGGUUGGACCGUUCUCGCCAAAACACAAGUACCGAUCUGUAAUUGUUGUCGUCGAGACGUCCAUACACCGCAAUCGAGUCCGGAUUAAGGGGGAGGGGAGGGUCCGGGGAGGACAACGGCUCCCGGGCCACCAGACUCUCAGAGCCUCAGUUUUUGGCCGCACGGUUGUUCUUUACGUAGCCAUUUUAACCGUUAACAUUGUACAGAGUGUUUCAAAAUGAUUCAUCCGAUUUCAAAAAAUUGUAUUUAUUGUACAAUUUGAACAAUCAAGUUACGAUAAGUUUUACAAGUCGGUCAAUGACUUAGAUAAACUUAUAGAUAGAAAAACUUAGAUGUAACAUUUACAAAUGUUCAACGUGAUCUCCCCCUUGCGCAACACACAUCUAAGCGAUAUUCAAAUAAACCUGUCGAAGCAUGUCGAAUAAAAUCAAGUUGACGACGUCUGUAGUUAUGCGACUCUUCAAUUCGCUUUUUAUUUAACACCAAAGAAAAAAACAAUCGCAUAUUUUAAAGUCCGGUAAGAUUCGCACUUUUCGAAACGAAGCACACAAAACGCUUUUUGUUCCUCGGUCGACCUUUAGAUAACAACUAUUUAAAUUUCGCCACUCGGCUAAGGUGCACUUUAUCGCAACUUAUCGGUAAUCGACAAAAACUCGAUAACCCCACCAUUCAGAUGGUUGGUGCUUCGUUUAUCACAAACUGCAGGAACAAUGUUUUUUGGUCUACUAAAAUCGGAUGAAUCAUUUUGAAACACACUACAUUGAUAUUUUAAUAUCUUUUCGUUGCCUCGUAACGACUUAUUCGUAUAAUUAUUAAGUAAAAACUACUAGGGCCUAACUUUGUUAAAAAAUAAUAUAAUAAUAAUACUUGUGGCUUUUGAAUUGAGAUCUGCGUGAUGCCAAUACUAUGUAUUAUUUUUCUUCCGUCAAAACAUAAUGAUUAGUAAACAUUUUUAAAAAUUGUGUACUAUUAGCCUUUCAACGGGGGCCUCGUCGAAGAGUUCAGCCCCGGGUCCUCUUAAUGUCUAAAUUCGGGCUCGAUCACUACAAUACGGCCGAAAUCCCGACAAGAAAAACUAUACGAGUAUUUUCAACCUCGUUAAAUACCAUAUUAAUAUGGUAGUAUGCACGUUGUCGUCGUAACAUUUAUAACUGUUAUUCUAAAGUCGUAUACAGAGUUGUUUUUUUUUUUUUUUUUACCGUUUCUCUCGGACGUUUCCGAAAAGUUUCGCGAAAUUGAAAAACAAAUAUCGUUUGUCUUGAAAGUUUUGAAAAAAUAAAAACAAAACUUUUGCCGUCGUAAAAAAUAACCCCCGGAGAUGAUGCGGUAUAUUUAUAAUCCUGCGAACUCGUGCGCAUAUAAAUAAUACGCUUUUCUGUUAUUAUAAACAUAAUAUUUUCUUCUGCGCCGUAAUAUUAUACCGUAUAGUUUGGCGCAGCGUUAAAAUCGAAUCGCGCCGCGCGUAAAACAACACCUAACCGUAAUAGCGCACAAACCUACAGUUACGCCGGGGAUCGGAUAUUGAAUACGAACGGCAUUUUGGGUCGGCCGAUACGCGAAAUCGGCGCGGUUACACCAGGCAAUCCGAAAAUCCAAUGUUGUUACCGACAACUAUGUAUAUUCGGUUGAAAAUGUCGGCCGUAACGGGUCGGAUGAUGGUUUUCGAAAAAAAAAAACGAAAAAACAAAAAACUUGCGUUUUAGUUUGUCGUCGAAAAUUACCUUCGGCCGCUCAAAUAAAUAUAACUGAGAUGUCGCGCUAAAAAUCAAAAAAAAAUAAAUAAAUAAAUAUCUAGUGAACUCGAUUGAAAAGGAUCGCGUUGAAAAACUGCGUCGGGAAAAAAAAAACGUUACGGGAAAUUUCAUUACAAAUAUUGAAUAAUCGACAAAUUUUGUUUUUUUUUUUUUUUUUCUUCCGGAAAAACAUUUUUUCGAUCAAUGUAAACGCUCCAAACUUUUCACGUCGUAGGUAACAUUUUUAAAAGAGAAUGAAUUUUCCGGCAAGCGGUACUUCGUUCGAAUCAUUUUCCAUAGAUUUCUGAUUUAUUUUUUCUCGUAACUGAGGCCCGAAGUCAACAAAUCGUAAUGAUAACUGCACGACGUUUUCUAUACAUGUUGGUGUAUACUAUCGUAACAUUCGUUUCUCCGCGUACAUUGCGCUCUUUGUAAAAUUAUUUUCAACGCGGUUUCCUCGGCGCCUACAAGGCUCGCGAGCCGCCACUGACUGUCGCGGUAUCUGUGCACAAUGUAAAAAACGAUCGCAGUUUGUGUAACGCAUUUUACGCGAAUUCAUUAUUAUUAUUAUUAUUAUUCGUCGUAGUUUACAAAAUCGACUUUUAGAAAAAGGUCAAGCGCAGUUUACCGUCUCUCCUUUAUACCAUACAAUGAAUAAUGGCUAGGCGUCUAUAGGUGAAAAUGAAAUAUUAUACGUUUCUAUUAUUAUUUCUAACCUAUCGAUGGUCGCCGUCGUACGCAUCGUUCGUCCGUCUGUCAAUUAUUAUAUUAUUAUAUUAUAUAUACUGCUAUUUUUCGACGACCUGAAUGUUAUUAAAAAAAAUUUGCAAUGGAUAGGUUGCCACGCUGCUACUGCUCGCCUGUACACGAAAAUAAAAUACGAUAUGCUGGUAUGUUACUGCGGCUCGUGUAUAACAUUAUGUAUUAUGUAUAAUAAUAAAACAGUCGCUAACCCGUUCGCGAAAAAAAAAAAUUCAUAACAAAAAGAAUCAGGUCGCCCACCGGCCGGGCGCUGUCGGCCGCCGUCGUCGUCACCACCGCCGCCGCCGCCGCCCGAGAACCUGUGCUAGCCGUACCUAGAGCCGCUCCUGACCCGGAGAGCGGUCAGGAAAAACGCGUUGAUUACCAAUUACCCGGUACAUUGUGCGGGCGCGUACUGUCCGGAGACACAAUGUACGAUAUUAUUGUUGUACUAUAUUGUGUUACGUUAGCGUAUUAACGCCGCCGCCAUACAAGGGUACGGGGAAUUCGUUAAUGAUAAUAAUUCAUUGUCGGACGGGGAAAAAAAAAAAAAUAUCACCCGCUCGCGAUUAAUGGCGAUUUUUUUUUUUUUUAUAUUGAUAAUAAUGACGGAACGGCGCGCUCAGUCGUCGUCGCCCGAAUUCGUAGCCGUAUUAACGUAAUAACGCGGCAACAAGAGCGGCAGUGCAACAACACGUCUAUUCUGCAUUUGCCCGUUGUUGCACAGCCGCAUUAUUAUUAUCGUUACCAUUAUUAUCGUUAUUAUCAUUAUUAUUAUUAUUAUUGAUGUCGUUAUGGGAUUGUAUUUUUUCACUAUCACGUGGAACACCGCGAAUCUCCGGGUCGGCGUUAUUCACUGUCCGUCGAACGAAUUUCCGUUUUCGCGCCGUCGGUCGGAAAACCUUCGGCUACCCGCGAGUCGCCGCUCCCCUCGAACCGUUUCAAUAAUAAUAAAAAAACCGAAAACACCAUAUCGACGGCUGGAAGGAGCCGACAAUGGUCGUCGUUCGAUGUGACGUCUGACGAUUUGUUUUGCCGGAUUUUUCGAACACUAUUAUAGUAUGGUAUUGUAAUUUUGCGGAUUUUUUUUUUUUAUAUAAAUCACACAAAAAUCGUAUUCGUUCGAAAAGCGGCGAUUUCUUUUACCGUCGAUUUUCCGGAGUUUUCUCGCGGCUAUGCGAUUGUUACGAAACUGACUACAACCCUCGCGGUAUGUCUUUGUGUAUUUUGUUUUAUUAUGUCGUAAGAGUCGCGGGGACGCAAAUUUUCGUAUUCUUUGAUCUCCACCCCGCCCGCAUUUGAUAACCUCUCCUCUCCUCCCCCCCUCCCCCCGAAAACGUUAUCAACCGGCGCAUAGAUGAUGCUAAGUACCGGCGGGCGAGCGGGCCUACGUUAUAAAGAGGUCAUUUGAAAUUUUUUCAGUGGAAGACACACUGGAAAACCGUGAAAACGCAACCGUAUCGUUUUGAGAAUAAAAACGAGACAACGAAGGCCGGGAAGGGCCUUGCACGCGGGUGUCGAUAUCGCGAUAACGUGAAAAUCUCGGAUAUCCCGGCCCGAUCCUCGUGUAACGCGUUACGCGUCGGCGAUGAGCUUUUUGAGUCUCUUCUCAAAAGUCGUCGGGCGUCACGCCACCACAACAGCCCGCGACCGACGAGAAUUAUUCAAAUAUAUUUCGACGCCGGUUUUUUCACCGCCGCCGACGCACGCCCAUUUAUUAACAAUAUUAUUUCUCAUUAUUGCUGUUCGUCAUCGUUAUACCGACGUCACACUCUACAAUGUAUAAAAAAAAAAUAUAUAAAAACUAUCGCCGCGCGUCGCCGUCGUCGUCGUCGUCGUCCCGCGUUGCUGCCGUCGCGUCGUAGCAUUUCGGUCGGCCUGACACGAUUCAAUAAUAUGGGCCCGGGUGGGUGGGUGGACGCGUUGCCGUGUCGGGGCAAAAAAAAAAAAAAAAUAAAACAUUCCGUUCCGCGUGUCAUCACAAUGGUUUGCCUGUACACGGCUCGGUCUUCUCUCGUCAAUAUUUUCGGCGUGCACGCGCACGAUCACCGGGUAUCUAAUAAUAAUAAUAGUAAUAAUAAUAAUAAUUUUUUAUUAUUAUUAUUAUACACUUACGGCUCUGGAACCGAUCACGUCGCAAUGGUCUUGGUCUUGACCGCCGCCGCCGCCGCCGCGCGCCGCACACCGACACAAACUGCUAUAGACACGUGUAUACGCCUGUGUAAUAUUACUACAAGAUAUAUCAUUACACAUAUAUACGGCGAUAGCAGUGUACCCGGGUAUACUAUAGUAUACACCGUCAUUAUACCGCUGCUGUAAAAAAAAAAAAGAAAAAAAAACGACGGGAGAUGGCACGCGGCGGCGGCGGCGGUGACGACGACGGCCCGCCGUGCGCCACCGAUAUACCUGAUAAAUUGCCGCCGCCGGCUCUACGGCCGAGACGAUAAUGGAAAAAUAUUAUUGCGCGGGUACGCCUGUGCCUACGCUGCGGUACCUGCGGCCGUCGCCGUACGAUUGACGCGAAACCGUCGCCGUUGUCGCCGCGCUCGUCACGUGUACGGGGCGCGUACGUUUAUCGCGACCCGGCGAUUUUUAACGACGACGGUUUCGGAAUCUCGGCGUCCGGUCGCCGUCACGUUACACCCGUAGUGUUGCCGGCGUCGUUCAGUUCGCCCGUCUGUAAUCUUCUGCUCCUCGGUCUCCGUCCCCCGGCCGUGUCCGGAAUCGGCCACCCCCGUACUUAACUCACACUUGGCCCGAUCUCCCGUCUCACGUCCCGUCCGGCCAUCGUUUUUUUCAGCAUUUCUCACAUCGCCUACCAUCGAAACCGUCCGCUCGUCCGCUUAAGCGUUUUCGUCUUUGCUGUUGUCCUUAUUUUAUAUUCUAUUUUACUGUCUACCCCCCCCCCCCCCAAAAAAAAAAAAAAAAACUCUCCGAACCGUAAUAACAUAGGUUAGUCUCCACACACUUUAAUAGAACUUAACUUUAAGUGUCCCGUCAAAAUUCUUUUGUCGCGUGAAAUACCUGACGGUUCCGUCUGCUUUAUCCGACCACACUUAACCGUGCGUCUGUUAGGUUAUAAACGUUUGUUAUGUUCAUAAAUUCUCAUACUCGCCUAUUACGUCACCACCUCUCACCCGUUGUCUCCGCGCACAUCGGAAAUGAAACAAUCCGCCAGUCGUAUCUGGAACUAUUUGACAGAAUUCCAUACCACCCGUGGAUCAGACACGACCCCGUUUGUCACCACUUACGACUGGUAGAUGUACCACGGGAGACUCGGGAGUAUUCUGAUCCCCUCCCACGGGAAGAAUGAUGUUACCAAUUAUUAAAUGAAUUCUUUCACCGUACAGUAACAACGUCAUGUGCCUCACUGAAACCGCCCACCUGGAUUUUUCACCAAUAGGAGUUCGGGGCCCCGGAUUCGCUAAACUCUAAGGUGUAUUAUUAUUAACAAUUUUCUUAUUUACAAUAUUUUCGAAAUUUUACCAUUAUCGUUUCGUAUACGCAAUAAACAUACAACACAAAAUAUUGAUUUUCCAAUAGUAUAGGUGGUAGUAACCACCACUUGAUGUUUUUUUUAAAAAAAAAAACCUUGAGAUAUAUGUAAAACGAAUAUUUUAUUCGCCAUUUUACGAGUGGUAACAGUUUAAAAUUUAUGCCGGAUGAGUUAUGAGAAAGGUUAUACAUUAUAUUAUGAUGACACUUCGCCCUACUCCUCUGGUCGAUCAAUUUGAAAACUGUUAAACUAGUAAAUGGUAAAUAAAAUACUCGUGUUGUGCAUAUCAAAAUUUGAAGAAAAAUAUUAUUUAAUCGGAUUUCGUUUGAAAGGUGGACGGCGGUUCGCCAUUUGAACAUCAAACGUGAACGAAUCUAUUAUAUACGUGUACCUCAUUGGAGAUGUACAACAGGAGUUGGGGCGAAAGUUCGAAAAUAGUGUUUAAAUAACGAUUGAAAGAUUUUGCAAUGAUUGAAAAAAAAAACACAUAAAUCAAAUCGCCAUAAAUCCUCCGAGAAAAUCGCGAGAUAUUGCAAAUAAAACGGUCGUCUAUAAUUCGGAAAAAAUGUCAUUAUACUUCGUAAAAGUUUGUUUGUAUUCGAUAUUACAGCGCUGUUGUGUGCGCACGUCGUAUCAAUAUUUUUGGAAACGCGCCUUUUUUUUUUUCCGAUUUUCAAUACGCAAACUAUACGUACCGAAAUGAGAUUCAAAAGUCGGUGGGCCGUUUAAAAUUUCGGAAACGCCGCGGUAAAUAACACGUGAUGCGUCCGAGGGCGAAGAAACGCGAAUUUGUAUUUACGGAUCGCCGGUCCGUGUGAUAAAAAAAAAAAAAAAAAAAAAAUCGCCCUGUAUAUAAAAUGAUACAUUAUCGUGUCACAAUGCAAGACGGUUUUUUUUUUCUAUCGCGCACACGCGCGAAAAGUGAAUAGGUAUUUUCCGGCGCGUGCGCGCGCGCGGUCCUACGCGUAACGCGGCGUUACACGCGCCGCGCAGCGCGGUACCGAAACUAGCCGAUCGCCACUCGGUAAAAAACGUCGGCGGUCAAACUCGACGUUGUUAUUGCACAACGCGGUAACGGGUCGCCAAAACCCAUUACGAGAUUUAAGAUUUACAGACCCGGUACCCGUACGCGAACCCUUUGACGUGCGGCGACUCGUUCGUGUACAGGGUGCAAUACGAAACAAUAUCGGACGCCUGGAACAGACUUUUCUUCCGUAGUUUAAUAGUUUUUUUUUUUUUUGUUUUGUUUUGUUUUGUAUCAAACGAACGAAUCGUACGGCGGGUAUAAGCUCUAGAAAUUGUUAAAAGAAAAAAAAACUAUCGCAGGAACGAAGCCGAAGCCGUACCGGGUAUCGGAUCUUUGCGGUGCAGCCCGUACGCGAGGGGGCGUGUGUUGUGGCGAAAACCUGAUAAAAAAAAAAAAAAAAAAUGAAACGCUCGUCCCCGUCACAAUGCCUGUUGUGUAAUGAAUGCGGCGAUAUAUUGUCAUCGUAACGUCCCCGCGUACCUUUAUCGGGUACAAUGCACGAUGCGAAAACGGGGGGGGGGGAAACGGUUUUCGCCGGCGUGCGCGCGCGGGAAAAUCGCGUACGGCCUUCGCGCGACCCGCAAUAGGCCGUCGAGAUUUCCCCCGGCCGCCGACGGCGUCGAUAGUCGGCGAGAGUCCCACCGCGACGGCCGCGGGGUUUUCGGUUUUAUUAACGUCCGGGCGCGCGCGUUUCAGCGGGUGAUGUUGUGUGCGUGCGUGUGCGUACGCGUACGUCAGUCGGUUUGCGUAGUUCUUUAAACGUUUAAAACCGACUGCGCAAUAAAACGUCGGGUCCCGUGUGAGGUGCGCGCGCGCGCGCAAUGUCCGAUUGUUAUUUUUAUUGUUAUUGCGGCCGCAGUGCGCCGUGUCCCCGGGGGAUUCGCCGGGGACACGCGCAGGAACGGCGCGCGACGGGACUCACGCCCGGAAUCGUAAAUGUUCCCGCGGGACGUUCCGGCCGCGCGCGCGGCCACGGCAAUCAAUUUGCGUCCGCCGCGCUCGUGUUCCGGUCCUCCGGAACGCGGUGCGGGGUGGCUACAGCGUUUGUUGUCGCCGCGUUCCCGAACGGCGGUGCCCGAAUGUUCUGGCGUGCGCGUCGUGCCGCCGAUCAACGGGCGCCGCGGUCGGCGGUACUCUCGCGCCUUUGCGUACGGCGAUUCCGCGCUCUUUCCGUCUUGCGGUCCCGUAUUUCCCGCGAUGAACCCGCGGCGGCGUUAUCUCUGACCUUCCGGAAAGCCAUUGAAUCCGACGGUGUAAUUAUGAAAUCCCGAUGUCGUUGCCUUUCGCGCCGAAAAGAGACGGGUCGUCUUCCGUACGCGAAAAAAAAAAAAAAAAUUUCAAACAGUGUUUCGGAACCGUAUUUCCGUCGGGAAAAUAAUUCGUCGGAAAGUGUUUUCUCGGAACUGUUCACAGUAAUCCCAUGAUACGCACUGCGCGGCUCCGUGUUACCGCCGUUCGGUAAAAAUACGAUUCCGGCAGAACGCGUCUCCGUGGAAUUCCUUUCCCUGCAAAAUACCGUUCCGAUAGAAAAAAUUGUCCGAUACCACGCAAAUAUCGUCUUCAACUGCACGCGCGAAUUCCCAAUGUCGGCGGGAUUCGCGCACGCGCGUAAAUUUACCCCCGAAAAUCGCGUGAGCGCGCCUAAUGGAUCGCCCCGUCUACGGGUACCGAACGUCGGAUAUCGCGAAGGAGCCGCGUGUCGGCCCGUUACAGUUGCGGCACCGACUGCUGCGCGGCGGUCGUUCAGAUAACACGUCGCGGUACGCGGGAAUCAAUGUCACGUUAUCGAUAAAACCGCGCGAUUGGCCCGGGAAUCGGCCGUGCAUUCGGCUGUGUACUACGGAUACGGAUAUUAUUUUCGAUAUUCCGCGGUAACCGCGACACCGGACACGGCGCGGCGGUCGAGCCGUUUGAUAACGGCCGUAUUACGAUGUAUGCCUAGCCAAUAACAACUCGGACGGUAACCGCUUUUUUUUUUUUUUUUUUUUAUUAUUAUUAUUAUUGUUAUUGUCGCUGUUAUUGCCCGCGCACGGUGAUUCGCGCGAAAACUCGCCUGUCCGCCUGAUAUCCGGAACGGUAAAACGCCCGUUUGCACACGCCUCCAAAUGUCAAUUGACACCGGUAGGCGCGUUAUAACGUUGCGAUUUAAUUUCUUUGUGAAUUUCCGCAAGGGCCACGCGGACCGUUUUCGACAGACAAUCGAGAAACGAACGGGGACUUUUUUUUUUCCCCCGCGCUAUUUCUCUUUGACGUGUAACGGAGGGCACUUUUUGAGGUUGUGCUACAAAAUGAAUCAAAUUGAUGUGCUUUAGACGCGAACAAAAUCGCGUCGAUAUUGUCAAUAGCUGUAUACAUUUAUAAUAAUUUACAAAAACGAAAAAAAAUAAUCAAUUAUCCUUCGAUAUUUUUAUCGAUUAAAACCAUUAUAAGUAUUUGCUUGUUCACUCAUUAUCGUUAUUUAAUAUUUAAUAUCCCGUAAAAACGUUUAAUACUGACCCAUCCAUUUCUUAUAUUAAGUCUAUGUCAUUUUCAGAUGUACAGAGUAAUUUUUUGUUUUGUUUUUUUCUUUUUUUUUAAUCGCAGACCAGCAGCGAUUAAUAAUCACGAAAGUUUCAUGUACAUUUCCGUUUAAUACGAAUUAUUAUUGAGUCAUUUAGAUAACGGUUUAUAAACGCACAUUUCGUAUUCGAUAUUUUACCGUCAUUCCGUGGUUAAUAAAUAAUAUCAACAACCAACGUUUUUCAACAACUCGAAUUCGAAAAAACAAUGGCUUUCUGAAAAUUCUAAAACUUUUGUAAAAAUUGCAAAUAUUCAAUUAGGUAAAAAUACGUAUAACACGUACUGUACAGGUUUGUAUAAUAACAAUCACGAAACACAGGAAGGCGCAUGCCAAAAUUUUAAAAUGUUUCAAACACAACUAACAAAAAUUUCAAAACAAAUCGCACGUUAAUGACUAACAAACAGUGUUAGAUAUUCAUCUUAAAGUUUCUACAGUAAUUUGAUUGCAAUUUACAAAACUCCGGGGGGUGCUUAAUGGGUUGUGUUUUUUUUUAAUUUUUUUUUUAUCAUUUUUGAAAAACGUUAGAAUUCGGACAUGUACACUUUCUGCGUCACACACACUCAACAUCAAGAUAACCCGUUAACCCCGAUAACCCAUUUAACCCGUGUACAAUAUAAUUACACCCGUUAUUAAAACCGAGCCAAUUUAAAAUCAAAACACAUUCAAACGAUGGAUUCAAAUCUUCAAAUUUUGAAAGAAUGCCGUCGUUUGUUUACGGGCGCUCGAUCAUAAUAUAUUAGAAUCGGUUUUGAAUUCUUCGGCUUUCUUUUGAUAAAAAAAAAAAAAAAAAAACACCAAUAUUAUUGAAUCGAAAAACGCCAGUAAUACGCAUAAUUCGCGUUUUAAACAUACAGAUGCGCGUUUCUCGCACUUAAUACUACCUAUAAACGUUGACCGCCGAAUCGACGUAGAAAAGAUGCGAUAGUUGCAAUUUGUUUUCGGUAACGGACUGCGCGGGACACGGGGCUCGUCAAAUGAAAUAUACGUAUAUUUACGCGAGUGUCCGCCACCGCCGCGUGGAGGAUUUCUCGACGCGAUUGCGCUACACGGUAAUAACGGUAAAAAAAAAAAAAUCGUAAUUCCUUUUCGGCAAAUAACAUUAUAAUACUGUAUUUUAUUGCGAAAUAAACGCAUCACGAAAAAUUAUAGACAAAUUCUUUAAUGGGUGUAUAUAAUAAAUAAAAUAACGUACGCGCAUAUAUAUAUAUAUAUAUCUGUAUGUAUCGUUAAGUACCGACCAUAUUUAAAAUCGUCCAAAACCAGUUAACGGUAAAAAAAAAAAAAAUAUAAUAUGCAAACUGCGCGCAUUAUUAGGAACACAUACUCGUAUAAUACUGUUGACUAUGCACGCGAGUUAUUAAUUAAAUUCGAAAAAAAAAAAUGUGUAUUUUUACCAUUUCAAACGAAUACGUGUUGUUUUUUUUUUUUUUUAAGUAGACCUCAAUAGUUACUAUACAAGUAUCCGGGACACGAGUUUGCGGGCAUUAGUACCGGGAAUCGCAACAAAAUACGUACAUAGUUUUAUGUCUGUUGACAAGGCUGCAUCCGAGUUCCCUCCCAACAACCUUUUUUUCUAUGUCAAUCCGGUCCCGGGUGAAAAAAAGGAUACGCCGAUUCCGUUCCGGUUAAAAAGUGCGUGUACCAAUAAUUUCGUCCCUAGAAUAAAAAAAAAAAAAAGGAGGUUAACUAAAAAAUUACACCAUUACUAUAGUAGUAUAAUGAAAAAUAAUAAAUCUAGAGACGCAGACGCUCAAAUAAUGACUGGAAAGUUUAAAAGUUAAAUAGUAUCAUCUUUAUUUGUGAAUAAUAUAAAAUUGUUAUCGAAGUCAUAAAUUUCAUAGUGUAUACAUAUAGUGUGUACAAUUUGCUAAAAGAGACGGAACUCGUGUAAUUAAAUAAAUCACAUGGAACGGAACUAGUAUAUCUUUAAAUUCAAAUUUUACGUUCAGGACAACUGUUCCUAAACCAGAUCUGUCCCGUUCCAAUCUGAAAAAUGUUUGGAAACGCGGUUAACCGAACUUCGCCUCAAAACGGUUUUUCGUAUCGGUUUGUGUCAAUAAUUUAAUCGUUGCGUGUGGAUAUUAUAAUUAAAUUGCCACUCUGUACACGUGUAUGCGAGUCUUACAAUCCCGUAUUCCCACCCAUCGUAAUGUGCUCUCUUCUUUUCUUUUUUUUUUUCUGUUUAAUCAACAGCUGUAGAAAACCGCCGUUUCAUCGACCGAGUCGAAAAUAUCGUAUUAUUCGUCGACGAGACGUUUAAAAUCGGGACAGCGCGUGUUCGAUCGUCAUCGUCACAAGAUGAUUUUUUUUUUUUUAAUCUCAUACAUUUGUACAACAUCACGUUUAUUAGUGAGUAUAUAGUCGGCCGCAUAAACACUGCGCACCGGAUGGUUUCCCGUCGCCCGCCGCUUAAUAAUACUUAUGGCGAAAAAUCCGCCGAGAGACGAAUCGCGAGAGCGGAAAUUCCGGACGACCCGCUAAACUGAUUCUGCGCACACCGUCAUUUGUAUCGAGUCUUGUAUGUAUUUAUUUUUUUCCCGACGCUUUUAAUUGGACCAGCGCGUAUAACGGUUUUAAAUUGACGGUUCGUUAAUAGUAAUGAUAAUUGCAUAGUAAAUGACCGAUUAUAAAAUUCUUAACUGCCGGUCAGCUGGGUUAGGCGGCUAUACAUUUGUUUUUUUCGUCCGUCCGGACCGGGGGAACCGGAGAAAUCGAACACCGCAAAAAGUCCGAAAUUCGAACGCGAGCUUGUAUUUAAAAAUCGCAAUUCAAAACGCCGGCUUCGGUUGGAUGACGACGUUGUCGGACGACCCAGUAAUUUUGAUGUUUUCGUACCGACCGCGGCGAACCUGCGAAAUUUGCUCGUUCGUCGCCUGGCAGCCGUCACGAUGUUAUAGGUUUUUCAAAUGUCCGUGCUCGCAAAGAAAUUAAUAUACGUUACGUAUUGCGUAUUACUAUUCCGUUUUGUUUGAAUCGUGUACGCACUGCAGUGGCGGUUAUACGCGAUGUCCAGGGGGAGGGAGACGAAAUUAAAGCCAACCGUCCAUCGCCCCGUCACAUUGUAUACGUACAACGUGAAAUAUGCAUACGGAUUAUUGGUAUAAUAAUGUUUUGUACAUUAAUAGCGCGCUUUAAAUAUACUAAUGUAUAUUAAAAGAAUGAUAUACGUAAUUUGUGUGUAAAAUGACUCGUCCCCUGACUGAUUCGCCAUCGCCCAGCCCAAAACCGCUGGACGGAUCGGGCUGAAAUUUGGCACGCAGACGGCUAUUGUGACGCGGGCGUCGGCUAAGAGAGGAUUUUUGAAAAUUCAACCUCUAAGUGGGUAAAAUAGGGGUUUUUAGGUAUACUCGGUAUGAAUAUCUAAUUGCGCAUUAAUUUAUUUAUUUUUGUUUGUUCAAGGGUUACCUUGGUUAUACGGAUGAUGAUUUGGUUGUCACGGAUAGGAAAACUAUUAAGAUUAUUUUUAUUACUAUUAUUAACACUGUUAAAAUUUCACGAUAAAACACUUUUAGUCCAGUCGAAGGUGGACCGACCCGCUUUCCACCGAAAUGCUUUCAUUCAAUUUUGACACGGUCAAAACCGAAAACUAAUAUGAAUAUUUUCUUUUUUUACUCAAACCUAUAUAAAUUGGCACGGAACAGCUACAGUGUACUAUAAACGUGUUGACUUAUAGUUCGUUCGUUAUCAUAUAAUAAUUAUAAUAAAAGCAUGUGUGCCUUUUUUUUUUUUUUUUGCUUACAAAAGCGUAUAAUAAUAUUAUCAAUAUUAAUAUUUAAGUCCUUAUGGAUAUCGAUCUUCGCUAAUUGUUGACCUAAAUCGUGUCUACGAUCUAAAUAAAUAAAGUAAAUCACAUGCAUAGUAGCAAUAUAUAGCGUUGAAACAUUACCCGAGAUGACAGCAGUCUCUAUCAUUUGAUAGCAAAUAUUGUGGAUCGCACUAUCGCCACGGCCCACGGUAAUAGAUAAACUAUUUAUUGAACUGUAUUGUUUACCCAUCUCCGUGUGUAUCCACUGAUUUCUAUACCGCGUUAGUAUAGAAGUCUGUGUGCUUAUUGCAUAUACUAAUCACAGUACAUAGACAACAGAAAAAACCCACGGCCCGCAGAUACGCAGAACACAUUUUUCUACUUAAUAUCUGUGCCACGGAAUUAAUAUAACAUACUGUCCGUGAUUAAAAGGUAAAACACGAUCAAGGAAAUUGUAAAUAUUUUUCCGUCGAAUGAUUAAAAUCGAAAAUUUACAGAUAGGUAUUGUCGGGCCAGCGAUACACUAAAUUUAAAAAAAUCAAAUCCCAAAGGGGGAGCGAUCCACCUAUCGCCCUCCUCCCCCUCCAUUAUAACCGCCACUGACACUAGUGUGGUCUUUGAACUUUGGAAAUUUGUUGAUUAUACAACCUAGAUUUGUUUGAAUACACUUAAAAGUGAAGUACUUGAACAAAGUUAUAGAAUAAAAAUUACGCAAAAUGUUCUUUCAAACGAGUUUUAUACUCUUAUAGUUUUUCGAUGAAAUUGUUGUUACUCGCGUUGUGCUUGAAAAACGCAUAAAAUUAUGUCGUUUUCUACAAUUCUAUACAACUUCUGCCCUAAAAGACGGCGGCAUUAAUAACCGUACCUUAGAGACGACUAAAACCUCGCGUGCGCCGUCUUGAAAGUCGGAAAUCCGUCGGCGGACUGCUCAAUCACGCGCGUGACGGCGGACACGCGGACGUACGGACGCGGAGAGUGCAUCACGAAACGCAAUAAUAAUUCUGUCGCUACGCGUUUCCGCGCGACAAUCGUUUUCCUCGAGACGCCCGGCGCCGGAGACGGUAAGGCUGAAGUCGGCGCCGGGCGACUGCGGCACCGCUCCGUCGUCGGGUCCCGCGAUUUCCCGUCCGUCGCCGCCCGGGGCCCGUCAAUAAUAACGUCGAACGCCGCGACCGCGGUACGUACGGUAACGACGUUAACGGCGUUCGGUCGGGCAACGAUAACGUCUCCCAGUUCCCGAACGAUACGGCGUUGCCGCGAUGGCAACGGCGCCGGUGCCCGCAGUCGGCCGGUCGGGCCGACGUCGCGUAGCCCGCAGCCGUUUGAACGUUCCGCGAUGUAAAAACCGCGUUCGAGUAUACCGGUAAUAGUUGUACGACGGGUACGCGCGGGAGUUAAUCGUUAUCGUCUCGUUCCGUAGUCCGCGUAAAGCACAGGCGUACGGGCCCGUGGCCGUCGUGCGGGGUGUGCCCGGACGCGCGACGGCUAUACGGCAUCCGACUAUCGUCGCACGCCGCACGAUAAAUUGCCGAGCGAAGCUGCGCGCGGCAUCGCGGGUUUUGCCGGUUCCCGGCGUCCGCCGUUACAACAAUUGCAGUUGUCCGUCGCACCCUUACCGCCCUCGGCUUUUCGAGACCGAAAUUUGACGCGACGCGACCGCAACAGUUUUCGAACGCAAACGAAUCGAAAAUCGCCGAGGAACCGCCGUCGCGAACAACCGUUCUGAAUGAUUCGACCGUUAUUGCGACGAAACGAAAAACGCCGGACGUUUCGGCAAAUCAAGUCCAUCGCGUAUUACAGUGACUCGGACGUUUCGACGUUCCGGCGUACGACUCGCGUCCGAAUAUUUAUGCGAGCGCUACUAGUACGAGCCGCCGAGAGUCGGCGGUCGCAAAUUGCCGGUAAACCGUUUUGGUACGGUUGCGAUAUUCAUGGCGACCGGUGACCGUUUGACUCGCACGGAUGGCAUACCCCCUCAUUAUUGUCGCGAAACAAUGACGAGAAAUAACAAGGAGAGACUCGUACCGUACGACCGACGGCGACUCGAACGGCUGCGGUAAUAAUGACAACGCGCGUCCCAGACGCCGCGCCGCCGGUUCCGGUUUUCGCAGGGAACCGAUAGUCACCGGUUGCGCUAUCGACGGAUUCGUGGUGUAAGCGUGUUGUAUUAUGCGCGGCCGCCGUGUCGUUCGGACCGAAAAACAAAGGGGAGACGGCGAUGGGAUAGAUGGGAUAGAUGGGAAACGUCGAAAAUCCGCUCGAGCCCCUCUCCGCCCGGGGACCGAAGCGACAUUAACAGAAACGCGCUGUGCACAACGGUGGCGGUACGCGCGUACGGCCGCCGCGAUAAUAUAAUUAUUUAUCUCACGUAUAUCAUUGCAGCAGCCGCCGUAACGACGACGACGACGACGACGUCGGACGUACCCGGACUGCUAAAAUUCGUUUUGGCCCGGUUUCGCGGGUAAUUUGUCCUUGUCAAUUAUCAGAGAGAGAGAGAGAGAGAGAGAGAGAGAGACGGUAUUUCGAAUUUAAUAAUAAUUAUUUUUAUAUUCGAUUAACUGCGCCGGUCGGACCGUAUACUACUAACGGCCGGCCGGCAACACCGGGUACCGCAGUCGUCGCGCGUUGCGAUGCCCGCAACGUCGUGUUAUUAUUGUCAAUGUCGUACGGUCGAACGUUACACAUAUUGUACAGGGUGCGCCUGUCCGCGGGAUGCGAGAUAAUUAUCGCCCGUUGCGCGCAUACACGGAAAAGCGAUCGUCGGGCGGCCCCGCCGGCGCAAUAUUGCAGAGCGACGGCUGGCCGAAGGGCCGAAAGUCCGUCUGGUUUUGACGGUUUGCCGUCGUAAAUAAUUUUAUCCGGGCCCGCGAAUGCGCCAAAAACCGUCGGCGCACGUGGCGCGCUGAAUAGCGAAGAAAAUUUAAAAAGUACCGGGUAUAACCUGUCGGUGAAACUUCCCCGGGAUGGGUUUAUUAACUUCAACCGAACUUUUAACGACGAUAACAUCGCGUUUUCGCGUGAAUAUUCCCGUUUCCCGAAGUUUUUUUCGCAAUUCGCAAGAAAACUACGAGGAAAAAAAAAUAAACGACCUCGUCAGUGAUGACUUUCGCUGUCGAUAACCAUCCCUGAAGUUCGCACUGUGAUCAGAACAAGAUUUCUGGUAUUACGGUGGUGUACACGCAAAACAAAAAUCGCACGUUAUAACGAAACCCGAUAUUUUACAGGAGUCGGAAUGUUGUCAAUAAUGUCACAAUAUACUCUUGUGAAUCAUUUUUUUUUUUUUUCCUACUUUUUUGACGUUUCGAUACACGGAUCUUCGUGUCUAAUAACUUAUCCGUUUCCCGUUACAGGAAUGAAAAACUUGGGGAAAUCGUCUUUGUGGACCGCGUUGUUACUGUUGAUGUGGAUCGAGAACGCCAAUGUUACCGGUGCUGACGACGGACACCCCAAAGACGGCCGCGCCGACGACGGCUCGUCGAGCGUGCCGCACUCCCGGCAAAAACGUCUGCUGUGGAUCACCACUGACGGCCGGCUGGCCCUGCCGCCCGGCACCAGGCUGACCAUAACGCCGUCGCUGUCCCUGCCGUUCGUCAGGUACCCCCCGGACGGGUUCCUGUCCAACAUGUCCAUCAGCUUGCCAUUCACGAGUGAGUGUAGACAAUUUUUACAAUUUAUAAAAAAAAAAAAAAUUUGAAAAUUACCUCGAAAAACACUUUAUAUUUUUAAAGUAAAAAUACGCUUCAGAUCGCACCUCGAAAUUUUUCGUGACGACGGACCGGGUGCUUCAGAAUUUCACCGAGAUUACUCGUCGUGUUUCAAUUUCGGACUCUCGAUAAGAGAUGAAAUUGUCUAUUGAAUAAAUUCUCUGCAAUGACGGUCCGCGUGAAACGUCCAAAACAUUAUAACAACGCAACGAGAUUUUUUUUUUUUUACGUUUUUACUGCUGCACUAGAAGCACGGAUGUACUAAACCCGCUAUUGUUAUUAUAUACAGGGAGAUUAUGUUUUCACGAUCCAUUAUUGCAUUUAUCGUGAUCAAUUAUUUGAUUCGCUUCGCCGUACGUUCUCUCGGUCUAAACGCUAUACUCCAAUAUAAAUAUUUUUAAAAAGCAAGCAGAACUCAUAUAGUUACCUGAUAAUAGAACCUCUCGAGAAAAUCACUGGACAUCGACAAAAUGAUCGCUCUGUAUACAGCUAACUGAACUUAAUUAAAUCUUACCAUUCUUAUACCUUUAUAAUAAUAUUGGCUAGUGUACCCAGUGCCCGCGCAUUGAAACCCAAUGAAAACGCAUUCACGCCGCCUGGAAAAUUACAUACGCACGUAGGUACCGUGAAUUAUGUGCAAUUUUAUAAUAAAUGUAUACACACACUGCGGGUACUAUUACUACACACGCGGUCGAAAAAUCCAAUUAUUAUAGAAAUGCUUACGCCGUUCCUUUAUAACAAAUGCGCGUCUAUAAACGAUGGGAGAGGCAUGAUGAUGUACACACGCCAAUACGCCAUCAUCGUUAAACCGAGACGGAACGCUUAUUUUUUAAUAUAAUAAAAAGUCUAACAUGAUAUUAUUAUGAUACCACGUGCGCGCACGCGGUCUGCGUGUAUACUUCAGUGGUUCCAAACCGCUGCAGAAAUGCUCGAAAUUGAUGUUUAAUACAUUUUUACGGAAAUUUUACAUUCCUAGCGCUUCUAUUCAUAGUGUAUCGUCGUGACUAAUCCAUAAGAACGAUUCCCUUUACGAGCAAAAGAUUGUUUGCAAAAUUUCCACUAGCUGUGCUCUAGAUCUGUACAUUCGGGUGUAGCAUUUCCUGUAAAAACCCGAAGCAUAAGGGGCGAAUAAUCUUUAAUACGAACGCAAUACGCGUUCAAAAUUGCAGCAUCCCGCUAAAUUCAUUCGGGACGCGCUAUUUUGGGGCGAGCUAUACUUCAAAAAGCCACCUUUCCAGCGGCGCAACUAGAGUUCAAAUCUUUGGAGUAAGAUUUUUUGGGGUACUAAAAUCGUGAAACUCGCAUAGCCGUGAGAGGCUCCGCCCCCACACACCCCAGCAUAAUGCGUUCAAUAAUUUCAACACGUUCAUUGUGUAUUAUUAAAUUCGUCUAAAUAAUUUUCAUGUCGGUGGAAGCAAAAUUGUUCAAUAUUUCUUCGGGAUUAAUUUCAUUCGUUAAGUCUAAUUCAACGAUAAUGAUACUCGAGUUGGUAAACCAUUGUUAUAUUACGCUACUUCUCGGCCAAUUAUUUUAAUUUCCGUACGUUGCUGAACUGACCGGAAUGGUCUGACGCAGACCGUAUUAGUUUGUAGAGAUUUGAAAAAAAAAAAAAAAAAAAACGUUGCUUAAUAUCUGAUACUCUGAUCAUAAAUUCUCGAAAAUAAAACUACGUAGUAAAAACUAUAGGUUUUCGAAACUACAACGACAUGGAAUCCAUGGGGGUGAUUGAUUAAAAAAAAAAUCGUCUGCCGCCCCCCUGUCGUCUAGUACUCUAGUGCAAUAUGUAAUAUCAUAAGUUUUAAAAACGUUUUUCGCCAGUUUUAUUCGAAAAUAUUUUACUCAGAGCAUCUGAAAUUCCGGCUCCGCCACGUAGGUAUAAAUCGAUUUAUAUCAGUGUAUACAUAUAUUGAUAUUGUUAGUGUUUAGUGCAUUCGUUUUAUACACUUGCGUUCGUGUAUGCGCCACGCGGCAACACACGUUCUCCUCGUUGAAUUAAGCCGUGUUAGCCGCGCGGCCACGGGGGAGGCGAGUCUAAUUACCGUACACGUGCGGUUCGCAUUGCGUCUAUUCGGACUCGGGACAAUAAAAAUAAUAAUAACGUAAUCGCGCGCACAAUACGCCUAAUACGAUUUGCAUUAAAAAAUAUGAUUUUUAGUUUUUACUUUUGACAUUUCGCCGUUUCCGCGUGUUUGCUCGCUCGUCUUCUAUACGAGACAACGGGCCAAUGAGAAAAAAAAUAAUAAUAAUAAUAAUAAGAAAAAAAAAAACGAUUUCCGAGAGAGAUAAUUUUUCGGCGCGUUCAAAGACAAUACCCGCCGCACGUACUUAAUAGAAUCGUCGUGCCCGCGAUGUUUUCUAGGCCAAUAUUAUUUCAUUAGGGACUUUUACGGCGCGCACGCCACACCUGUUUCUGUGCCCACUUACGUGCGUAUAGUACGUAUAUAGGCGAACGUAAUAAAUCAACCGCGCGGAUUUAUUAGACGUUUAAAAAGUUCGCCGAACCUCCCGAAUUGGAACGAUCGCGAACCGCGUACACGUGGCGAAAUUUACGGGGCCGUGAAAUGUGCGCUUUUAUCGCCCGACAUGUAUAAUAUUAUUUGUGAUGCAGAACAAUACAGCAUGAUAGUAAUCGUUCGACAAAUUCGAAUUCGGCGCUAACAAUGUGCCGAGCAGCGGCCAAAUAUGCCAGGCGUGACAGCGUUACGACGUGUUUCGGUUGUAAACUGCGCACACAGGGACGUGGCAAGAGGUUAGGGGAGCGGCGCCUACGUCCCGGGCGGGAUACGCGGAUAGGCGCGAAAAUACCCUUAAAACAUAAACCUAAACAUUUUUUUUUUUCACGUAAAAAGAAAUCAAUAAACAAAAUAUUUGCAAUUUAGGACAUCCGAUAUAAUCUAGUGUGUUGCGGAGGAUAAUCAAAACACUCGUUCGAUUGUAGUCCGUGAAAAUCGUUUGACGUUUGACUAAAUAGAGUUCGCAAAAGCGCAUUUCAAAUUUCGCACCCGGUGCAGUAUUCGAUUUUAAUAUUAAUAUUUAACCUACGGAAUAAUUGAAAUUUCGCGGACAAAGAACUGAACUCAACUGAUUGUAUCGGUUAAAAUAAAAUCACUGUCAGCGGGUGGCCAUUGAACCUGCGUUUCAUAAAUUCGCCAUCAAAUACCUAAUACUUAUUUUAGCCAUGGUAGUGACAAUUUUAUUUUUUUUUUAGCUCUUCAUAAAUCGCAGCAAUCUUGUUAGUAUCAAUAGAAUAAAUUACCUACGUUGUAUAAUUACUAUAUAAAUAAAAAUACUCGUAAUUUGUAUAUAUAUAUAUGUAUUUGGUCAACCAUGGCUGAAAUCGGAUUUUAGAAUUUUCUUUUUUUUUAAUAAUUUUGUUUAUGUAAUUUUUCUCCUAAUUCGUUUGGUCUAAAUGGCAUAAGUACCUAUACAUAUAAAAAUAUCCUGAGUCACUAUGAUAUACUUUUAUUUUGCCAAAAAAUCAUCUAACCAUAAAAACAUAUAAUUAUGUCCUUUUUAAUGCAUUUAUGGUAUUUUCAACAAUUGAUGAGUUUUUGCCUGUGACUUUUGGCAAAUUUUCUAUUUUAUGAAAAUAAACGUAGAAGGAAAGAGAGAGAGAGAGAGAAAAAGAUCGAAAAAGUAAUGAUUUGAUGCGACUAAGAAUGAUAUGAAGACGGCCGUUUUAUACGAGACGGGAGAUCGGGUUAAGUGAAAGUUUAGAACUAAGGUGGCCCCUACUCCAAGUGAUUGAAACGAAGGCGAAGAAGAAGAAGAUCUAUUACAUAUAAGAUAUAUAUUUUAUUUGUUUUGCCCAUUUAUCGGUGAUUUAAAUGUUGUUUUAUGGAUUGUUGAUAACAAUUUGUAAAAAGAGAAAAAAUUGCUCACGCGUUUUGUUUUUGUUUUCUAUACGUGCAGUCGACUUUGACGCUCUGGGACUGACCGACAAUCAGAAUCCAUUUGGAGCCUUCCCGCCAAUAUUGGCCCGGAGUAUGGGCAAUCAGAUGGGCUCGAUGCUCGCCAACUACGUGGCUCAGCUAAUCGGCGGCCGGAGAUCGACCAGGUCCGUGCCCACGUUACCCAAACCGAUACACUCAUACUUCCAAGGAGGCGAAAGGUAAUUUUUUUUUUUUAUUGUCCCUUAUAAUAAUUAUUAUAAUUUUGUAAACUACUAACUAGCUGUUCGGCACGUGAGCAGUAUUGAACGUGUAUCCCCGUGAAUUUUCGUUGUUUCCACCCGGUACCUACGGCAGUAAUUGACCGUUGUUUACCAGCACUCAAUUUAUUAUUUGUUUUUUUUUUUUUUAUCCGUGUCGCCAAAGUAAAUCAAUAACAAUUAUUCGAUUUUCGUACCGAAAAUACCGAUAACCCCCUGUUAGCCUCCAAUCAAACCAAAAACACGUUUAAUACGGAGGGGAAAAUUAGCCUAAAUACCAUUCCUGAUUUCCAACUAUAUCUAUGCAAAGUUCUCGCUCAAUCCGUUCAACAGUUCUGGCACAUGAAACGGUAACAUUGAACAUUCGUCCGCCCAAACAAAAUUUGGCAUUCAUAAUCUAUUGAUACGAUACGAAUACGAAUUUUUGCUAUUCCGCGUGACGUCGUUUUUAUAUCGCUAAAACGAUUCGAAACUACAAUUUUCUGUGUUCGAUGUGUUAGUCGUAAUAUUACAUAUAAGUAGCCCGGCUGCCAGAUAGGUAAUGUGUAAAUAACUGUCUGAAAUCGAAAUUAUUAUUAAUUUUUUAUUAACUUAUAAUGUCGCGGCUACAAUAAUAUCAAUGUAACGCUAAAUUUGAUAUUUAUUAAAUUUUUUCAAACGUGCUAGAACCCCUGAUAUUCUGCACUGUUUUUUUAAUAUCCAACUGCGAAUCACGGGAGAAAUUACGCGAUUUACAUAAAAAAAAAAAAAAAACUUUAUAAAUUCGGUUCGGUGCACGUACGUAUUUUGUUGGGAUGAUUUGUUGCGAUAAUUCGCAUACAAAGUCGCGGGUUGGUUUACAGUGAAUUUUAAAACGAUAUACUUAACGAAAACUUAACGAGUUUUCGCCGCUGCCACGGCAAUAGUCUGAAACUGAUGAAACUUUUGAUUUAUAUACCGGAAACGGAAUAUUAAUAAUAAUAAGGUUACGCGCGACUUAGCAAUUUCUUAUCAGUUUUGACUCACGAUUUAUACGCGUAAACGUUUAAUAAUAUUGUAACGAUACAGGGCUCGCGUCUGCGGUUCGUGGCCGCGGAAUAUUUGCCCCCACGGCCGCCCCCGAAAUCCUGAGACUUGCAAAACUUAACUACGUGAACACUGUGCACGAUCAGUGGCGUAGCAAACCGUCGUUUUCGGAAGCGGCUGCAGGACGGUUACAGACGGGACGCAUUGCCAAACGUAUAACGACAUUACGACGUAGCUAUUGCGUGACAGCUAUAUGGGUAUUGUGAAAAUUGCAGCUGGAUCGGGGCGGGCAGUGGUUGGAAAAAACAAAAAAAAAACAAAAACAAGAACGAUCCGAUUCUCCAUACCUAAUUCAUAUUUGGCGACGCCACUGCGCACGAUCAUCAAUAAAUUUCCCAUCGGUGUAAAAUAACACGCGCGUAAUACAAUAUGACGUAUUUUAAUGUUAAGAAAACGCGCGUAAAAAAAAAAAAAAAAAAAAAAAAAAAAACAAGAAAAAUCAUUAAGUAAAAAUAUGUAAAACGACGGGGCGUGCGCGACGCGAGGUAACGUGUAAGUUUCGCAGUCGGUGCGAAUUUUAUCGGACUUGCCGCGAGGCGGUUCGCAAAUCACAAUUUUACUUUGAAACUUGUGAAAUUACUACGGUACCGGAGUUUCGCCCGCGCGUAUACAUGCGCACGUUUUUUUUUUUUAUAUUUUAGAACUUCAAUGGGCGGUCGAUGUAAAAUUACGUAAUACGAUAACAUUUCAAGUAGACUUAACGCCGAGGAGGAAUAAUUAUUCCCCGAUAUCAUACCGCAUUGCGUUGUGCGUUUGUAUAGUAAUAAAACGACGGGCACACCCCGGCAAACGGUAAAUCAUAUUAUUCGAACUCCAAAACGGAUGUUGCGUUCUAAUCGGAUGUCCGGCCAACGAGCGCCGAUAAUACGGCGAAAUUACUGUGUACUCGUUCGUACGCGAAUCGUCACGGGGUUCGCGGGUACAACCAGUGGAUAGAGGAGGGCGGGGGGGUGGGGGGGGGGGUUUCGCUCGGGGAACUUUAGCAGUCCCGAGUUUGAAAUUCGCCCUUUUGCGAAAACCCCCGAUAAGCCGUUUUGCGGUGUACACCGAUAUGGAUAUGUUGUCCGCAACGUAUUAAUAAGCGGAACAAAAUGCGGAUCGCCUGCGGACUGUGCAACGCGUGCGGUGCGUUUAAAAUAUUAAAUUAAAAAAGUUAUAGUACACGAUGGCGCGGCGCGUUUCAGAUACACGUAUUAUAAUUCGGUUCGCGAAACAAUUGCGGCCAAAGCGAAACUAUCAUUUUACGUUUUUAAUUUUUACCGUUUUUUUUAAAUUUUUUUUUUUUUUUUUUAGUCGUUUCGAGAGUAAACUCGAGUAGAGAGAUUGUCACAACGAUAAUAUCGACUCGAAAAAUUUCGUUUCCGUACCGAAUAAUAUUCGCCUGAAUGGUUUCGGUUAUUUUCCGUCCUCACUCAGUGGUGGCGUGUCGAAGUAGGUUUUUUUCGAGGCGAUUGUCUCGCGACUAAAGUGGACGGGUGGACGGAUGACCAAACAUGUUGAACGAGGAUCAAGCCUGACUGGUUCAGGGAUCAGAGACACCUUUCAGUCGUGCGUAUUACAACGCUAUUGAUAUAUAUACUUACUUGCGAAUAUGUUAGCCUGGUAUAUUGCGCGGUCAACGUGGCUAAAUAAAAUGUGCGCUUUAAUUGUCGCUCGUAGGACAUAUAAAAAAAACCAUUUUUUGAGUGAGCGUGCGCUAAUUUUUUUUGUGUUGCCCCCCCCCGAGUACGGAGAACGUUGAACACGCUGUGCUGUCCUAGCCGACGUUAAUAGCCGACCGUGUUUUUUUUUUUUUUUUCGUUUGUUUGGGUUUCGAGAAAAACGUUACGGGACGGGUGCAGGACAUAACACGCGAAAUCACGGCCGCAGCGAGCCCGAGAACAACGCGAUACCGUUCCGUACGUGCCCGCGCGCCGGACAAAUCGACAUUCCGGUUGGAUUUCCGACGGCGCGGUGACUCGGAGGGGAAAAAUUCGCUCGGAACAGUAUGGGUGACAAAUUGCGUGAUGAUCGCGCGGACGACUUUUCGCCGUUGUCGUGCCACUUUUUCGGCCGCCGUGCCGUUGUUACGACGACGAAACGUCGUGUUUCCGCGACGACGUUUCUCACGGCCGCACGCGUAAGCGCACACGAAAUAAUAAUAACAAAAACCGCGGCCCAACCUAACGAUUCGGUUGACCGACAUUGUAACACGCUCGACGGCGCGAUCGUACCGCAAUGCGGCGGAUCGCGUUGAAUUGAUAUUCCGAGACGGUCGCGGCGCCGCGGCUCUCCUCCGCGGCGACGGGUCCGUUCAAGUUCACGAGCGCGAAACGGACGGCCGCUGAACGGAACGGUUGCGAUCGCGGCCGCGCGGGCGUUGGUAAACACGGCGCGAGACCCGUUCGCCGGGCGACCGCGGGUGACGGGGGCCGGCGCGCCGCUGGCGAAGGGGCCCGGGGGAAACGAGGAGCGGCCGAUGAGAAACGAAAACGCGGAACGGAAUGACCCGAACGAGAACUCGACGCGCCGAGUAUCGUUUUCGGACGGUAACGGCCGUCAACGACAACUCGACAAUCGCGCGCGUCGUUAUUAUUGUUGUUAUUAUUAAUAGGCGCGCGGCCAACGGCGGACGUUGUGCGCUCGCGUCCGCCGUCCGCCGGCGGUAACACGCGAAAACAACGUGAGCGCGGAACGAGUAACGCGCCCGGCGCAAUUUCGAUUCUACAAUCGCAGUUUACCCGUUAUGGAAUCUGCAGAGAACACCGUUUCGGGGUGGGGCGACGUCACAGGGUUCUCGUGCUGUUUUCGAAUAGUGACCGUACAUUUCGUUCGACGUACAGCUCGAUAUUAUAAUAGAUGCAGAAAACCGUUUUUUUUUUUUUUUUUUUUUUUUUUCAAAUAACCGUCACUUUUUCAACGGUUCAUAAUUCAAAAAAACACACACACGACCAUCGCGCCGAAAUAUUUUCCUCCGUAAAUUUCUGUAAUAGGUACUUUGUUUACGCUAAAAUCAAAAACGAGAUGGUUUUACUCGUGUUCCGCGCGAGCGCCGUUUCUGCGCGUCACCCGGUAGUCGGACCGAGACGCAGUAGAAGCGUCCCUCUUAAGAAAGAAAAAAAAAAAUGUCGAGCGCGGAUUUUUUUUUUUCGCGCGAUAAUUACAAUUUUUAUUGAAACGCGAAAACAUCGUACGCGGUGUUGUAUAGGUACACCGGUUUCGAGUGUCGGUGGUGCCGUCCCCCGUGAAUGGAUUUUCAAUCGGACUGUAUAAGAAUCGCGAAACCGUUUUCUCUACACAACCCGACCGCGCGGGUAGUUCGUAGUUUAACAGGCCGGAUCUGAACAAAAGCCAAUUUCUAAUCGAUACAUCGACAUUUUACUCGGGAUUUUUGCCGAAUACACGCGUUUCGACAUUAGUUUACACGCGUACGUUUUUUUUUUUUUUUUUUUUUUAAAAGCCAAUCAGGAGGGGGGUAUAUAUACGUUAACCACCCCCACCCCCCACCCCUUGCGUAAGUAAGUCAUCGGGUAUAUAGGCGGCGUUCAAAAGUACAAUAAAAUUAUAACUAUAUAUACACUGGCGUUCGCCACCGAUAUUUAUAAAACGAUUACGGCGCGACGCGUUUCAUAGAAGUUUAGAUUGCGUUUAGACACGUGUGCGGUGCUUUUUUCGCCCCGCCUGUCUGUGAACACGUUCGCGGUCGGAACGACUGGUAAUUUGUUCCGGUCCGAGAUGCGAACACUAUUAGCAAAUCCGCCCGGCCAACAAAUUUUCACGCCGAAUAAACCGGGCGCCUCCUGUAAUACGGGUUCAAGAACGAGGGCGAUUAAAUAAAUAGCGCGCUCGGUUUACCUACGCGGCCAAAAGUCACGCGUGCUCGCGAAACGUGGUCUACGUGUCGAGAAGACAAGGAAAAACCGCUCGUCUUUGAGAGAACGGCGCAUGGGAAAAUGCACGGGCCCGUCGGAGAAAUCGCCGUAGAACACGAGAAGGGACGCAAAACGUAGGAAUUCGGAAGCGCUGCGAAGAACCCGAAGUUAUCGCAGAGUUUUAAACUCCGAGUGGCUACGGGACGGAGCGACCGUGUACGGCGAGCCGAGAGAAGUUUGACAUUCGAAAUGCACGGGUCGAUAAGCAAACCGGUAAACGCCCGGGGAUUUUUUCCCGGGAACGACGGCCGAGACGUAAUAAAAAUGGCGAACAACAAUAUUGAUCCUGGUCGGCUCAAUGAAUCGCGUUAUGGGUGUAGAGGAUCGGUGGAAUCUGCGGUACCUAAAUGGCCAGCGAAAUAUUAAAAAAAAACAAACAGCAGGCUACAUCAAUGUUACGCGGCGGAAUUGUCACGAAAGAAAAAUCUCCGCUCCAUUCGAAAUUGCAUAGCGUAACCAGUCUGACAUCGCGUGAAAGUUCGAAUGGCUUGCGAACAGCACAGUGGUCGUAAUAAUGGCCAUCCGCGGAGGAAAAAAAAACAAAAUCAAAAACUUGCUUUUUGAAACCGCUGACAGUUUCAAAACCAUUUUGCAGUAACCGAUUAACAAUCAAUACAAUUUCCAAUGGGAAUUUGUCAAAAAAAAAAAUAAUAAUAAUAAUAUGUUUAACCGAACUACAAUAAUAAUCGUAUUCCGUUUUCAAAUCAUUUCGCGUUCAGAAUUUACACCCGAUAUCCCGUUGCAUUGUACGAACAGAAUAAUAAAACCAUUUUUUUUUUUCAGAGCUCUAUUGUACACUGUCGUCGAAGACCUGUUAACAAACUUCGGAAUGGACGGCAAAGCGUGCCUGCUGCGAGCCAUAUGCGAAGUACACGGACACAAAGCCAUUCAUAAAUUCGGUUUUAUCGGCGAAUUUCUGCAGUUGUUCCUGACGUAAGUACCCAAUGCCCAUUCGCGGGCAUUGCGUGUUUUCGAUAUUUCAAUUUGUACACAAACAAUCGUCGGACCGCGCGUAUACCAUCAUGGGGACCUCGAUACGUGCGUGGGCACUUGAAAAUCGCGUCGGUUUAUCGCCGCGGCGAAUACGUACCACGAGUGAAACGGUUCGCCGCGGUACUCUUGUAUUACGGCGAAUUUCCGGUCGGACGGCCCCCGACCUCUCACAUCGGUGCAACGCGUUAUUCUCGCGUUACGCAAGAGUUUUUUUUUUUUUUUUUUGUAAAAAGUCGAAACGUCCCGCAGGACGUACAGGACGUAACAGUUUCGUUAUCAAUUGUUAUUCUCGUAUACAAUGUGCGCACCGGGCGGGGAAACCCGUCGGUCCGCCGCCGUCGUCGCGCCGAAACUGUUUGGACAGACGGAACGAGAUCGGAAUAUUCCAAUAAAAUAUUUUGUUUCGUUAUUGUUUUGAUUAAAUUCGACGCGAUUAGAGGCCGUCGCGUAAAAUGUAAACCGAUUCGUAGGUUUUUCUCGUUUUUUUAUUAUAUAUGUAUUUUAAUCGCUUUUUACAAUCGCUAGGUAUACGUAGUAUCAAACGAAAUCGUGUGCCAAACCGGAAAUGCCGUCCGUGGCCUGCAACUAUACGAUAACUACACACACGCGCGCGCAUAAUACCUACACGGCGAGUAUUAUACACACAACAUACGCGCUCGGCUACAAACGUCCGGUAUUAUUACGGACGCUAAACGGACUAAAUAACUGCUGUUACCUAUAAUACUUACCGAAAGUGUGUCAAAUCGUAUGCGUACGAUUAAUAUUAUUGCAAGUCCGACUCUGUUAUAGCCGCGAAAAACGAAAAAAAAAAAAAAAAACUCCGGGUAGGUGCAUAUUUUAAACUCUGCUGCAGUGUGUGUUACCCGAGUAAUAUUAUGCACGUCGCCUGCAAACGGUCGAAUGAUGUUAUGUUUCUACGCGCGGGUGUGUGUGUGUGUGUGUGUGUGUGUGUGUGUGUGUGCGUGUGUGUGUACGUUAUUGUCGAAAGAGAAGAGAAAAAUAACAAGCCAAACAGGACACGAGUACACAGCAGUUUGGCUGCUGUACUGCGGCGGAGAGACCACGCGACGGGGACGACGUUCGGUUCAUUUCGCCCGUGUCGUACUGCGCACUCCGUAUUAUCACUAUGAGAAUAUUCAAUGCGAAUUGCAAUGAUAAAACAUUACGUUCUGAAAAACGAAUCUCGCGCCGGAAUAUCAUUUAUAUUAUUACGGUUACGGGGGAAGGGGGUUGUUGUUUUUCUUUUCUUUUGUCCACCGUCACAAACGAAACCGUGCAAAUAAAAAAAAAACGCAUUACGAGUAAAGAUGUCCGCGAUAUCCCGCGAUUGCGUUGCGACGUUUCGUCGAUUUGUGUCGUUCAUUUAUUUAUGUUCAGCGUUCGGUGUUUUUUUUUACCCACGAAUUUUCUACAUGAAAAUAUUUUCGAAAACUUUAUUUUACUCGUGUACGUAUUCGAUUAGUUUCUGAAUUAGUAUUACAUUAAAUACCAAUCGAUCAUAAUGGAUUUUGUAAAAAUUCUACACUAAUGUUUCGUCACAAUUGCAACUAUUAUCAUUUAUUUGAAACAUUUUUCUAGAUACACGACAAUUUUUCUAAAAAUUAAAAACACAAUGAUUUAUUUUUGUUGAUUUCCUGACUAUAUACAAUAAGCUGUUUUGAUUUUUAACAUUUUUUUUUUUUUUUUUUUUUUUCGACUCAAGGCUAGAAAUUGCUUCUUUAUGGUCUCAAAGUUACCCCCAAAAAUAAUUUUAGAACUUGUUCACCGCAUAUUUAAUUUUUCCAUUUAAAUAACAAAGGAAAGUAACUAUACUUUCAACUAAAUCUCAUUUACUCACCAAGUUCGAAAGUUACGAGUUUAUUUUUAGUUUUUUCUUAAAAAUCACAAAAAAAAAUCAUAAGAUUCACGUGGAAUCAAGUUGAAUUUGACUAUUAUAAGAAUAGCUUAUUUGUAUAAAUAUAUACAAAUUUGGUUUUUAAAACUACUUUUUUAUUCAUAUUAUAAAGUUGUAUAACUCAGUGGCUGUAUUUUAGAACAAAAAUAUUCAAAUAAGGGUCAGUUAUGAAAAGACCUUGUUAUCGGUUCUUGGUUAUAGAUCAUCUUCAUAGACUAUAAGUUAAAAAUUUAAAAAAAAUCUGAAAUUUUUUAAUUUUUUAAUUGAAAAUAUCGUUACUUUCUUACUCGUGUUAUUUAAUUGGAAAAAUUAAAUACGCGUUGAACAAAUUCUAAAAAAUGUUUCUUUUUCGAGCAAAUUUGAUACCACAAGGAAGCAAUUUCCAGUCUUAGUUCAAAAAGAAAAAAAAAAUUAAAAAUCAAAACUGCCUAAUAUAUACAAUAAAAAAAAUACGCAUAGGUAAUACUCCUUACCAGUUUCCCGAGUUUCUCUCAGAAUCGUUUUCCGAUUGACCCUAUAUCCUAUACAUUUCUCGAUUUCCUACAACAAUGGAUUAUACAUGGCUCGAAAUAUGUCCGGAUUUUUCGCUCCCGGUUUAUACUUCAAUUUAGAUAUUGGUACCUGUACUGAUUUAAUGAUAUAUCGGUCAAUAAAUGAAUUAUAGUUUUACGGAAAACAGGCCUGCAGUGAAUUUAAAAUGCGACAAUAUUGUGCGAAAUCAAAUGUUUGUACACCGACAAAUUAGGGUCAGAUCCGAACGCGCGUCUUGCCUAGCUACUGCUUGAUACAAACUAAUAAAUAAAAAUAUGCAAAUGCACAUAAAUCCGGGCCCCGGAUUUAUUAUAUUGUUUCGUUUGAAACUAUUUGCGGUUGGUGCGCGCUGAAGACGGCGGAAAAUAUACGGCGACGAGGCGUAUGUAAUAUGUGUAAUAAAUUACCGCAUUACCAUAAGCUGUCCGUGAUCCUGUUGAACGGUUGUUUAUAAUAUUAUAUUGGUACAGAAGUGCGCGGGAAAUAACGAUCGACGGGGCGUCGAUAAAUUAGCAGGUUUAUACGGUCCAUAAAAAAAAAAAAAAAAUAAAUAAAAAAAAAAUCGACACCGUUAAACCGCAGUUACGAGUUACGAGUAUAUUAAGUCGAACGGCUCGGCGGCGUAUCUAAAUUACACACGGAUUCCGAACGAUUAGAAUGUGUAUUGAAUUCAUCAUUCACGUCAUUAUAGACGCAAACAUGUUUUUUGUCCGUACAGUCUUGACACGCGUGUAUUCCUAGAGAGGUUUACAAGUCGACGUUAAAAUAUCAUGUCAAUAAUUAAUUACGUUACGGCGGCGGCGGCGUGGGAAUGAAAAAGAAAAAAAAAAUGUAAAAUAACCGGACGUACUCCGCCCUAUGGGUACGCCACUCUUGCGGUGUGCGGGAAGUUUGUGUGGUACAUGGCAUGGGGUAAUUUUUACACCGAAAGCCACUGUAAAUCGUUGCAAUCAAAUAAUUAAUUCUGAACGUUCGGAAUUGGUUGUUUUAGUGUUAGUCGUGUAAAUUUCCCAUUGCGUGUAGCCACGUAGUAUAACUACCAGAAAUUAAAUAAAACCGUCGAACAGUCGUCUUGUCGUCGGUUUUUUUUAAUUUUAUAGAAAAACUGUUGGAACUCCAGACAUUUGGUUGAAAUCAACUACCGUCGCGGUACGCUGGACGAAAAAUCUGCGUGUUUUAAAACGAGACGCGAAAAAUUUGUAGCAUUUUUACUAUCCAGCCGAAGAAGUGUUUUCCGAGAAAAAAUUCUGUGUUUUUCUUACAUAGACAUUUGCACGGUAGUGCUGAUCGUGUACAGCCCAGUGUUUAUACGUUCAAAUUUGUUGUGACACAAUAAUUUUGUACAUGACUUUGCAGAAAUAAAAUGAUCGUCGGUUGCUGAGGCGAUGGUAUUUUGAUAACGAUAACCUACAGCAAUUUUAUUCAUGCGCUGCGCAAGAAGAUUUCGAGUAAAUCUGAUUUUGGUUAUCGUUCGGUACCGCGCAGAUCAAUAAUGAUUUUGUUAAAAUAAUUUCACUUAUUUUACAUUAUGAUUUAUGUUACUUAGAAAUAAUGACUCGUCGCCGUCCGCCUGUAAUAAUUAUUAAAUAAGUACAUAAUAACGUUUAAUAAUUUAAUUGACAAGGAAAUAUAAAUUAUUCGCGGUAUCGUUAUUUAUUCAAAUAUGAGUAUUAAAUAUAAAAAAAAUCGAAUACUGCGCUGGAUAGGCGUGCCACUUUUUUAUAGGAGGAUAGUUAGAAAGGAGGGCGUGCAGAGUAAUUUCAAUUAUACGCAGCGGUAAACCAUUGCUAACGAAAAAUUGUCCACAAAGUAACCCGGAAAUCGACAAAAAUUUGCCAGUUUUCAAAUUUAUUAUAGGAAAACUACAAGAAAAUGAAAAAGAUGACUUCCUGUAAAUGCACACUCCGAUUAUCGAGUGCAGCACCUUUUCCGAAAGGAAAACAUGUUCUCCGAGUGGAACUUUAGAGAGGCAAUUUUUUUGAAAUUCUCGUUAAAAUUCGACGUAAUGAAGAGAACCCGGUUCUUUAAGUUAAAAAAAGAUCGAAAGAUUGAAAAUAAGGUCGUCAUUGGCAACCGUUUUUAUUUAGUUUUUGUCAUUAUUAAGUUUCUGUUAAAAAAACCAUUGUGGUAAUCCAUUUUACCAUAAUAUUGCAUACACACAUAUAUGUAUACGUAUUGUUGACAAAGCGUCACUAUCGACGGAACUCCACUCAGAAUCGUUUUUAGCAAGCACUGGUUUAUCGUCGCUGGCAGAUGCAAUAGACAAUUUUCCCUGUGUGUCCCGUGUGUUCCAAACGUCUCGCCAACAAUGGCGGCUGCACGACCCAUCGCGCGCACCCAAGUGUCGUCCGUCUCUUUGUUUGAUUUCCGUUUUUCGGUUUUACUGCGGCGCGGACGUGUGACGACGUACCGAAGCGAAUAGAUUACCGCAAGCGAUCCGCGGGGAAACCGUACAGCGCCGGGCUCGCCGGGGCCACGCCGUCGUCGUCCCGGUCGCCCGGUCGAUAUUGCGAACGGCGAUCGGCGGCGGCGGCGGCGGUUUAUUGUCUCGCCGCGAACACGGGAAACCCUCGGCGGACGUUACGCAUUCUGUACGGGCGGUCGCGCGAUAUUAGCCGAAUGAUUUCCGAACCAUAUAACCCCGGGGACGUGUCGAAACGCGGGCGCGCGCCGCGACGAUACAUCACGCGUCGCCACAGCGCGUACGGGCGCGGGAGACCCGCCGUGUGGCGUCGCGGGAGAUUCCGUCGCGGAAUGCGCGCCCGACGACGCCUAAUUUAAAACGGCUUUCGACCCGCGCGGCGCAGUAAUUUCUGCCGCGCGCGCCCCGGCGAGUCCGGGCCGGCCACCGCGACGGUUAUAAUCGUUUUACGCGACCGCGCCGCGGCGUCGUUGUGUCGCGUUCCGCGCGGACGUAUUUGCGACACGGCGAAACGCGAUCAAUCCGCCCCCGCGAGGCAUUCCGUGUUAUUAUUGUAAUCGUUAAACUGUACGAUUUGCAAUAUUGUCAGGUGCGGUCAUUCGAUCGCUGUACUAUUAUUAUUAUUGUUACAACGGAGAAGGAAAUUAGUUCGAUUCGUAUACGGGUAGGAGGAGGUACGCGCGGUGUAUUGAAACGGCAACGCCAAACCGAAUCGACCGACCUUUCGGACGCUGCACGGAGCGACGGAUCGGAAUGCGUUUGUUAUAAUACAGGGGCGUCUCCGGACCUUGACUAUGAGGGAAGGGGGGGGGAGGGAGAGUGCGCGCGAAAUAACACACCGGUUUUUUUUUUAUUAUUAAUGAUUGAUAAGAAAAAAAAACUGGCACACUUCGCGCGACGUGCGGACCACUGUAGUGGAUGAGUAGUUGGGAACGUAGGAUAUAGAAGGCAAUUUAUUGUACAUCUGUAAGCAAAGGUUAAUCGUUGCUAACGAAAAACGAUUCUGAGUGGAGCUCGGUUAAUUGUAUUGCUUUUUCAACGAUAAUCGUGUAUGCAACUUCUAUACAAUAAUGUUUAUUUUUUUUUCUGUGGACGAUUUUUCUACUUUUAUUGUAGGAAAAUUUGACUGAAAUGGUAAUUUACAGAGGUCGUGUUUUUUUGAUUUACUCAGAAUUUUUCAAAAUAAAUGGGAAAAACAUAAAAAAAAACUUAUUAUUUUUAAAACGCUAAUAUCACGACCUUUCCAAACACAUGUAACCGAACUUCGAUAUGAAUGGUUUUUCAAUAACAAAAAUUGACCUUUACGAACAGAUGUACAUUAAAUUUCCCCUCUUCAUUCCCAACUCCAACACACACAACAGUGGCUCACCCAUCGUGCGAAGUAUGUCCGUUUGUUUUUUCUCUAUGUUAUUAUGGCAGUAUUGCGGACGAAUUUGUUCAGGCCAAUAUUAUAGUAUAACAGUUGCGGACAAAGGUUUCGUUAUCAGACUACUAAUUGCGGAUAUCAAUAGUUAAUAAAAACCAUGUCAAUCACGAACACAAAUAUAUUUCCUUAUACCGAUUUUUUAGGAUUUAGGACAAGCUAUCGAAAAAAAUUGGUGAGUUAGGUUAGAUAGGUGAGGUUAAAAAUAUUUAAAACAAUUUUUACAAAAAAUAUUUGUGUCUUACAAAAAGAGAAAUCAUUUUUCUUAAAUUAAUUUUUUUUUUAUAUAUAUAUAUAAAAUAUCUUAUUACGAUAUUAAAAUCCGAUUUACAAUAGUUUUUGACAGUAAUCUCAAAAGCAUCUGCGGCACAAUCUCAAUGCUCGUAAAUAAUCAAUCCCAUAACGUCAAUCCUCGAUAUCAAAAAUAAUGGUCGGAAAUUUGUCCACGGGGGUUAGCGCGCAUGUUCUAGCCGUGUCCGCAAUUCGUACGUUACUUUUUUAGAUUGCAACUCGCGUGGCUUUUAUUACUUUGUCCGCAAUUAGGAAACGCCGUUGCAGUAUAGCACGCGAAACCCUUAUUUUGAAGUGCGGAAGCAAGCGCCCUCGACGAUAAGUUAAAAAAAAACAAAUGUGACCCACGUGGGUAUAACAAUACUAAAAAGGUUUUCGGCACACAAUUACUAUUGUACUUAAAUCUGUGUGCGGAAUGUUUUCGUCAAACUUUGGCUUGUUCACAGGCACUGUACAUAAUAUGCGAUCUACUUCGGUUCGUAUGCGCUCUAACUAUAUCGUAACAGCGCCUACUUUGUCAUUCGCGCGUUUCUCGUACCUCUCAAAAGCCGUCAUAAUACGUAUGUUUGAACUUUUCACUUGCCUUUGGUUUCCCAAAGGACCCGUACUCAUAGGGACGACGGUACCGGGUCACAACACUUGCGGUAUCACCUGAAAAAAGUGAUGACGCAGAGACGUAUAUACUUCAAAGGUGAAAUUAUUAUUUUCUGCGCAUUUUUAGCUCGUUUUCCGUUUUUAUUUCGUUUUGCCGUUUUGUAAGUUUUUCGCGCGUUCGUAACAUUUAGGGUUUUACCGCGUUCAAUUUUCGGCAAUCCUAAAUUAUUUUAUUGCAUCGGUUAUCGAGACAUUUUUUUUUUUUUUUUUGUUUUCGUUAUAAUAUUCGUUUUAUAUUAAUAGAUUUCGGAUUUUCUUCGUCGUCCGUACACUUGCGGCGCAUUUUCAAUCGUUCUAUUUAUGAUUUGCAUAUCUUCGGGGUUUUCGGGCUGGUAUUAUGAAAACGCAUUCGGGAAUACACAUUUGCAAUAUUCCAUUCGUGUAAUUGACACUUCGAGAGUGUAACUUUUUCGCGGCAAAACCGUUGGCCGCGGUUUCUCAUUUUAGUUAAAUUUUUUGUGCAAACGUUUACGGCCGCAUAUAUUUUUAUGGAACGUAUAAAUCCGGACCCCUUUUGUGCAAAAUAAAAAACGCGUAUAAAAAUGUAUAAACUGCCGUUUACACUGAUCUGCCUGCGCACAUCACGCAGCGACGCGCAACACUUUCGAUUUCGUAACUGCGCCGCUAUCUAGCCGAAAUUAUAAUUUAAUAAUACAAUAUAAUAUAACAAAAAAAAAAAAAUAGAUAUUAUUGUUGUUGUUGUUAUUAUUAUUGUUAUUGUUAUUUGGGUCGCCGUCGUGACGUCGAUUAUUAUCAAUGUGCCGCGCGCGUCGGAAAACUGUGUCUAAUACGAUGUACUAGGUAAUACUGAUAAAAUAACAACGAAUAGAUAAUAACAUAAUAGUAAUAAAUAACAAUAAUGAUAAUAAUAAUAAUAAUCGAUAUAAAAUUUGUAUUAUUUUUCGCAGGGCCAGCAGAUCGACGUACGCCGAUCUGUUGAAGGACUACGUGACCGCCGAGACCGUCGGCAAACACAGCAAAGAAUGUUACCCGUACUUUAAGGAAUGCCCAAAGUCGUUGUUCACCAACAACCAUAACUAUUCGUAAGUGAAAUAACGUCUACUGCUAUUUCAAUGUCCAACCGAAAAAUCCGAUUUGACCGUAAAUGCAUCCCGCAAAAGAUCCCCCCCCCCCGCUUCUAUGUGGCGUUUCUCUCGUACGUUUCGGUGCAGCCCGUUCGCGGGUCGACUCGGCCAGGCAGGCAUGCGUAAAAGCUCGAGUACAACUAUCGGAAAUAAAAGCGACGCUUUCCGUUUUGAAAUCGCCGAACAAUCGGCGUUGAUAAAUGAUCAUAACAGGAGAACGCCGACGAAAGUGUCCGUAUUUUCGGUACCUAUAAUAUGGAUUUAAUGCGAUUGUCCGUUACGCGGUGUAAUGUUGUAAUCCUACGCUGCGGGAAGCGGAAUCUCUUCCAUGUCGGUCAAUAGGAAAAACCGACCAAUUAUUAGACGCCUACCGCAAAACCAGGACAUUGAGGGCACGAUCGGAAACUGUUUUUACUUUUCUCUUUUUUUUCCUCUUCUCCCUACCUCCCCACCCGCCCCUCGCUAAACGACGAAAUUAAAUCAGAUUCCACUUGUGUACGAACCGCCGAAAAUAAUAAACGAAACGAGUAUAGACGAACGAAAUCCGGUUAUCUGCUCUAUAAUAAAAAAAAAAAAAAAACACGUUGUACCUAUAACGAUGUCUAUACCGCGCGCGUACAGGUACAACUUCACACUUUUCGUCAUACGGCUGCAGUAUAGCUGUUUACCGGACUAGCGCAACGCAAUUACGACUAUGAACGUAACGUGACGCGUCGUCGUAGCGAUUUUUCGGGUGUUUUUUUUUUUUUUUCUUUAAUAUAUCGGAACGUAUUUAAUAAUUUAUUGUCCGUACACCGUUCUUUUACUUUACUCUCUACCGCCGAUUCGUCGUCGACAUUAUACCGAUGAUAUUACAACUGUGGACGAUCGAGUCCUCAAUAAAAUGCUUGUACAGUAAUCUCUUCACUCUACCGUACGAAACGACCGUACGGGGGAAAAAUUCGAUUCCGGUGACACAGCUCUGCGGCGAGUGCUGCUCGCUGCAGUUUUAUUAUUUAUUAUUGUUUAAUGGGGAAAAAGAAGUUUUUUUUUUUUUUUUUAAACGAAAUUACGAUAUUUCAUUUUUCUGUUCUUAUCUCGCGCCACGGUGAAUUACGUAUUUCGCAGAGUUUUUUUAUUAAAAUAUUAUUGUGUACAUAAAAAAAAAAAAAAAAAAAAAUAGUUUAAGUUUACUCGCAGAUUUAAUUACAUUAGAGGUAGGUUGGUAAAACAAGGCCGGGAAAAAAAAACACAACAAAAUAAUGAAACUAUUUCAAUUAAUCGAUAUAUUGUGUAUUAUUUCCUUUGGCGAACGGGAACAAUAAGCAUUUUACGCCUUUGCGUUCUACGCUGUUCAGAAUGAAAAUAUUGAUGAACAAUCGCUUUACUCGUUUAGUCAAACGUAUACACAUAUUUUUUUUUUCCGGUAAAACGCACGAAAAACCACAUAAACGCGAAAAAUUAAUAGUUUUUUUUUUUUUUAAAUCAGGCCAAUCAGGCCGUUCCGAAACCUCGAGAUCUGCAAUAACUGUAACAGUAGAGAGUAAAGACUGCUUACAAAACGUUUUCCGGCGGGAGAAUAGAGCUAUACACAUUUAUUAAUAUAAUAUCGCCUUUGUGGUUUUUCGCUUGCAGAUUGUCCGCGAAAUCGCAUUUACCGUUUUAGCUGUGCAAUCGCACCCCUGAAAGAAUACGGCGACACGAAUCAAAAUAUGAAAACGUUGGACGUCGGACUCUUGAUGUGUCCCGCUAAUUCUUCGGAAUGUUUCUAUAGUUUUACGCCCGCGCGAAACCGUCACUGCCGGGAUACGACGGCGUUAUGGCGGCUAGCCGAAUACCGUCUAAGAACGUAAUAAAACAUUAUACUCGGAUCGGAAUAGAGCCGAGAUUUCGUUUAUAUUUUUUUCGUUUUUCAAACGUUUAACGCCCGGACAACACUAUGUUUUCAUUUUACAUUUUAUCGUCGCAGCCACUUGUUUGGUAAUUUUAGGUGCCUGUAAUAGAUUGGCGUAUACUUUUCGACUUAAAAUGUACACUGUAUUGUCGUGCAUUUUUUAAUAACGCGGCAUUUCGCGCGUCUCGCAGAACGAUUUUUUUCGUAUGCUUGCAUAAUGAAAAUUUGCAUAAUUUAAACUUUCGAAAAAAAAAAAAAAAACGAUACCAUUAUACCUGCGUCUUUUUACGCCGCGACAGGCGACAUUAUAUCGAACUAUUGACAGUUUCCAGACGUGUCUAGCGUGUUUAAAAAAAAAUAUAUAUAUAUGUAUAUUAUAAUUAUAUGAUUUUUUUUUUUUUUUUGAAUAUUUGGAAUAUUUUUUAAAACGAUAACGAUUUACGCCCGAACGUCGCAGUUUUCACCCGAGUAUAAUGUUAUUGCGGAGAAAUCGAACGACCGCAUCAAUAACCGCUUCCGCUGCAGUUUCGAAAACUUGCAGGUCGAAAAAACCGCCGGAACGUAAUGCUCGCAAUAAUAAUAUUAAUACCCGCCGCUGCAAUGUGCGGCCGUAAAUUUACAGACGGACGUAUCGAUCAAAGAUUUUUUUUUUUAUUUUUAAGCGUUUUUGUCUGCACGACGGAUUUCCCGAACGUUCGGCGAAGGUUUCGCCGGUUAACGAUGACCCUCCGCUGUGUACAACUCGUUUGCGCGCACAUUUACCUUUUUUACGGCUCUUUGGUGGCGAGUCCAAUUUUCUUUUAUUUAAGUCAAACAAUAAAUAGUUUCGUUUUUAUGUUCUUUCCGAACAUUUUCCAAUUGUACUCCCUGAUGUAUCGCCCCUUAUUUAUAUUCAAAUCGAUGAUUUUUAUUACGUUUAUCGAAUCAAUCUUCAAAUCGGUUUCAUUUAGAAUUUUGAUAAUUAUGUCGAUUACUUGCGGUGUAUGUGUGAAUCAGUAAUGCGAAAUUGACUAACACUCGUGUUCUGUUUGUGAAAGACAGACGAUUUCCAUUUACCACUUAGUGUACCGCGUACAAUAUGAAAUAAAUUUUAAUUGAACAUUUUUAUUUCGCAUGUGCUCAAACGAAUCGCACCGCCUCCGCUUCCGGUAAACGCGGUCGUUCGUCCGUAUGCGAACUGAUAGAAUACGAUGAUAUUGCAAUAUUAUUAUUAUGCGGGUGCAAGGGCGCCCACAAGGGAGACAGAGGUAUAACUCCCCUCUAACUUUCCAGCGAGUUAAAAUAAUUUCAUCCAAAUUCAAUAUCUCAAAAUCCCAAAAUGCAUUAUUGGUACCGGUGUACCAUGAUGCAUUGACGUUUAGAUUAGUCGGUAGGCAUACCCCGUGCUAGUAAAAUUCCUCUAAUUAUUAUCACAAUAUACAAUGGUUUAUACCCAAUGAUUUCAAACCGGUACCAACCACCACACCCGAUCAUUUGUGGAUAUUUCUCGUGGACAGCCGACUAGCGGCUGUCUAAUGUGUGAGAACCGUUUAUCCGGAUCCCGUAUGUUAGGUUUACACAGGGAAAAAGUCGAAGGACUUAGUUUAAUGGAAAAAGUCACUGAUGAAUUUGGGAAAAAUAAAAGAACAUUGCGAGUUCGUAGUCGCUAUACAAUUGUGUGAUUAUUGAACAUUUUCAUAUAUUUUAACGCUUUUGAACAUUCUUGCGAAACACGCGUAACGCGCUGAUAAAACUGUUAACUGAUUGUUAACGAAAACGACGGCGGUCCGCCGCCGCCCUCCCCCUCCCCCCUCCCCUCCCCUCCCCUCCCUUAAUUAUCAACUCCGAGCACCGUUGCGCAAAUGUAUUCAUUGUGUAUUAACGGCGGGAUUUUUCGCAGGAAAAACGAUUUGUCGCCUGAAGACGAGGACGACGAUGGCGAGUCGGUGUCGGCCGACGACGACUUGAACGACGACGCCGACCGUAACGGCGGCAGUGGCGUCGGCGGCGGCGGCGGCAGCAACGGAAUCGACAGUCCGGGCGGCGAGUCGAGCGGCGGAUCAAAAGUGAUGGUGAAUCCGUCGCCGUUGGCCAUGUGA